Messenger RNA from Xyrichtys novacula (pearly razorfish), 51743 nucleotides. Lineage: Eukaryota; Metazoa; Chordata; Actinopteri; Labriformes; Labridae. The record is from the annotation of a GenBank genome assembly.
AUGAGUGUCUUUUUGUGCGGCAAAGGUAAGUUGAAUUUUUCUGACUGUCCUUGUGUUCUUAUGAAUAAACAGUUUAUUCACUAAUUUGUCUUCAGUUCCACAGAGAUACAUCUUUAUUUCUUUAAUAUUCAGUUUCUUUGUCUCUUUUCCCUCUAGCCCUCACAUCUGACCGAAGAUUGACAUCAUCUGUGCGUCAGGAGAGUAGUUUUAUAUCAGCAAAUGUUGGAGACAAUGUGACAUUACAAUGUUUCUAUGAAGGAAAUGUUGGAGCUAUGCUCUUCUGGUACAAGCAAGCACCGGGACAGGAGCCCAGGCUCAUUUGUAGCUUCUAUAGAUAUGAUAGAAAGGGGACUUUUAGUGAGGAGUUUGAGGAUAAUACACGUUUUGUACUGGAGACUCAAGACUCUAAAAAUCACUUGAUAAUCUCAGAUUUGCUUCCCUCAGAUUCAGCCACCUAUUUCUGUGUGAGUAGCUAUGCAUAUGAAUUUCAGUUUGCUGAAGGGACUACUGUCAGUGUAAAAGGUUCAGGUUCAAAUGUCCCAGCUGUGGUGUAUCAGUCAGCAUCAGAGAACAUCCUUCUAGGUGAACUAAACUGUACAGUCCAGGUUUUGUCCUGUACUGAGGAGCACAGUGUUUACUGGUUCAGAAACUCUGAAGAACCUCAACCAGGACUCAUUUACACCCAUGGAGGCAAGAACGAUCAGUGUGAGAGGAAAUCCAACACAGAAACUAAUACCUGUAUCUACAAACUGCCAACUCAGUCCAUGAACCUCACUUAUCCUCUGACCCUCUACUGUGCAUUUGCCGUAUGUGGACACAUACUGUUCGGAAACGGGACAAAAUUGGACUCAGCAGGUCAGUACAAUUAUGUUUGAAUUAAUAACUGUGAUAUCUUUAUCUCAAGAAAGUGAUGAAGUACAGGCUGACUGGUAAUCAAGGGACUGGAAAAAAAAAAUUCCUGUUCAACUUUUUUUCCUAUCAAUCAAAAUGUAAAACUCGAUAUUACCCAAAUCAGAUUUUUUCCACUGCAAUAUAGUGGAAAAAACUGACAGAAUUGUUUAGUUGAAGAAUAUAUGGAGGUUCAACAACAGUUAACCCUUAAUCCUGUUAAUUUUAAGAUCCAUCUAGCCUACUUUGUCCUCAAAAUGGACAUACAGAUAAGUGUACAUACAGUAAUCAUUUUUUACAUUUUUUCUUUUUUUUUUUUUACUCAAAUUUGUUGAACGACUUCAGCUUUAACCAUUAAAAAAAUAGUUCGACACAUCCCAUACACACAACCAUAAAUGAGAGAUGUUAUAUCUUCACACUAAUAAUCCGAAGGACCUGUGCAUCCUCAUGCAUGUCCUUCCACUCGCCAAAAUGAGAGCAAAGUUGAAAUUGUCCAAAUGUCCCCCUCUCUUUGUCCCCUGCAUACAUGCAAGAGCACACAAAUUUUUCCUAACACACGUAGCCCACUCUUCGACAUCCAUUUUUGGUGGCACGUCAAGUUUCUUUUAAUUCUGAUGAUGUUUAGUGGCUGAAAUAGCGCUUCAAACACACUCAGUCCAUAAAUGAAGACCUUUCUACGCGGCACCAAAGGGCUUAAAAUUAUGUCCUUGCCCAAUCUCUUGUAUCACUUUCGGAAAGUUGGGAAAAUUUAGAGCCCAGGGGCCUCAUGUAUCAAUACUUGCGUGGAACUCAUACCAGAAACGAGCGCACGCAAGGUCCGUCACGCUGAAAAAAAUCCGUAUGUAUCAAUGUGUGCGGGCGCCGAAAUCCACGUGUGUUUCCUUGAUAAAUCCCAAUCAGCGUGGAAUUGAGCGCAGAUGUCGGAGUGACUGGGCCCGUCCCCGUUACGCCCUCCUAUAAAUAUGCAGAUUUAUUUAAAUAGGGUCUCCCUGUCCUCGCACGCAGACAAAAUGACAAGAAAAACUAAAUUUACGGCGUGCGAGGUGGAGGUGCUGGUGGCAGAGGUGGAGGAGCGACAGUGUGUUUUGUUUGGCAGCCUGUCCAGUGGCGUCAGUGCAAAACGUAAACGCUUGGAGUGGGAGAAAGUUUGCGAGAGGGUGAAUGCGGUGGGUUCCGAGACACGCACCCCCGCGAAGAUUAAAAAAAAGUGGUCGGACCACAAGGUGGAAGUCAAGCGGCGUACAGCUGCCCUCCGGAGGAGUACUGGCCAGACAGGUGGGGGUCCGGGGGAGGAGACCCUCACACCGUUUGAGCAGCGAGUGAUGGCGAUUAUUAUUAUAGGGUAAGUGGCGUGUCACACAAAUGUCCACAUGCUUUGUCAUCCCACUGAGCAAAAGACGUAUAUUAGACGUCUAGUCUAAGUUUAUACUUCAUUUCAACGUCGGGAUUCAGUCUAUUUUUAGACGUGAUUUAUACUUCGCCCUUAACUUCAUUUUUCGAUAACUUUUUAUGCAAUAAACAACUGUAAUGUGCAUAACUGACCUCAAAAUACUGGAUUACAUUACCUAUGAUACCGUGGAGAAGGAUGUAAACGCAACAGAUACACAGAAGCAGGAAUUGAAAUGAACCAAUAUCUUUAUUGUGUCACAGAAAUCAAUGUGUCGGCCGUGUCGCCGGCUUGCGGAACCCCGGCCCGCGGCAGCCCGUCCGCCGGCUCGGAGUCGUCGGCCAGGACCAGCGGCAUUCGGGCCACCCCGGCCCCCGGCCCCAGCACCAGCACCAGCAUCAGCACCAGCGCGCCGACAAGCGGUGGAGCGUCCACCAGCCGCGGCGCUUCCGCUGGACCACCCGGACGCAGUGGAAGGGUCCUCGCGGAGGGGGUCCUGCAAUCGCAGGAAGAAAUCAUCAGGGGGAUCACGGGGAUCAACGAGCGGCUGGACCGGCUCGUAAAUGUCCUCGAGCGUCUGGUGGAGAAAAUAAAUUAAUUUGGCUCAUUGAACAACUGUGUAUUCACUUCUUACCCAUUCACACUGUGGCGAUGAGAUUCUCCCACGCAAGAACGGCGGCCCGGCAGGGAUCAGCUCGCAUCCCUCCGUCUGCUGCUGGUUCGUCAUGUGGGGCGACGUGCUGCUCGGCCACGGGGAUGUGGUGCACGCUUGUCACAUAGUGAGUCACCAAACACCGCCACACAGCGUCGCCAAAGUGCGAAUCACAGUCAACGCAAGUUUUCGGCUCAACGCCAAUUUCUACACCACCUCCUGACUUUGCGUUGAUUAGCGCUGGAACCGACGCUCGUUUCGCGAUGAUAAAUCUGGACGUGUGCGCCGAUUUUGGCGUACGCAAGGUUUUCUUGCGCCGCAAGCGUUGAUACAUGAGGCCCCUGGUGAUCAAGUGACUGCAAAAAAAAAGGGUGGAAUUUGUUGUUAUGGUGACAUAAACACACUGUCAAAAAAAUGCUUUUAAUGGAAGCCUUUGUCUGUUUUGCAGACAAAGUAGGAUGAAUGGAGCUAAAAUAUGGCGACAGAGUUUUACAGGCGACACGUUUUUUUAAUAUAAAGAAAAAUAAGAACUCUCACCAAAUUCCAAAUUUGAUGCCCGGAUCUUUAAAAAUGUGACUGUCAGCACAAAAUAAAAAUGAAAAAAAAAAAAAAAAAAGACAAAUGUCUGCAAAGCUGAUAUAGUAGGAACCAAGGGUUAAACAUGCAGAUUUUUAAUAUGCAAACUGUACUUAAAAACUUAUGUUUGAAGACAAAGCCAUCAAAGCAAGGCUCCAACGACUAAAGCUUGAAUUGCUCCAGCAAGAGAACUGAUCAUAAAAAUAGGCCUAUUUUAGAUGCAAAGUGUUCCGUUUUCUGCAUACUUGUUCUUAUUGAUAAAUUGAAAGCAUGUCUAUGUGAGUCAGUAGUGUCAGUCAGAAAGGGCAACUGGGUCACAGUCUGAUUACUCUAUAACUGAUCUACUGUUAACAUCCUAAGAGGGUUUUACUGUCUGUGGGUGUUUUUCCAUCUACAGCGGAGAAGAAAACUCCAGCCUCUCUUGUGCUUUUGUUAAGUGGAGGUUUGGCAUUCACCAUCAUCUUGAUUGUUGUCCUGGCUAUUUCAGUUUAUGUAACAAACAAAAGGAGAUGUCGUUGUACAGGUAAGUGGUACUGAAUCUUUUUAACAGCUUGUAUCCACGGAAGAUGUUGACUUCAACAAAUAGCCUUUUCUUUUUACCUGACAGAGUCUCAAAGAGCAUCAGACUCCAACACAACAUCUGCAGAGGUGAAUAUAACCUGCUUAAAAUCAAAUUUAACAUAUAGAAUUAGCCAUACUUAUCAUAGACAGGAACUGGUGUUAUCAUGCAGAAGGUGGUGCGUUGAUAACUAAGUUUACAUUUUCAUGAUUAUCUGGCAGUUAUUAUAGAAAAGAAAGAUAUUAAAAAGCUAAAAACCUGCACCGACCAUGGCAAUGAAUCAAAUUUUCUAUUUUACCAGGAUACAGAUAACCUCCAUUAUGCUGCCUUGAAGGACCACGGGGUCAACAGAGCAAGAACAAAAAGGAACAACACCAGGACUGACUGUGUUUACUCGAUGGUCAGGCAGUAGAACCACAUAUUUAAUCACCUGGAUUUUUUCUCAAGUUUUAAAGGUAGGGUUGGUAAUCACGGCAAACUAGUGUGAAUUUGAAUGUAGCAUCUCCUAAGGACUUUGUCUAUCCCCUCCCUGGAGGCUAGAGUGCUUACAGAUGUGGGCUGCUGGUUAAAUUCCCAGCCCCCAACCUUUAUUGGCCAGCAUCCCUGUCUAUCUUCUCCUGCCCUAUCUAAAAAGUCAAAAAUGCCUGAAAAAAUAAAACUAUCAAAUCUGCCAGAAUCAAUAAAAAUCUCACCCUUGAAACUGCUUAUUCAGUCAUUUUAUCAAACACAAUGGCCUCUAUUGAAAGCACAGUCCAUAAUGUCACUGACACACUACAUGAGAAAAGGAUCAAGUUUGAUGCAGACAGGUUUAACCACUGUUUUCUUGGUGGAUUGGGCUACAAUCAUGCUUGUAGUAUGGGAUAGCUUAUGGCAUAAGCAGGGUUCUAGUUUGGCUGGUGAUGCAUGAGGCAAUCGUGUCAGUCAGAUAUGCUUUACAUAGGUUCUGCUCUCAGUAAUUUGUCCCCCUGGCAGUAAUUCCUACAUUUCCUAUAAAUACUGUGCUGUAAUGCUACAUAAUGACAUUUUGUAUGCCUAUUGGCUGCGUGAAUGUUGGUAUUUCCUGCAACAGUCUACGGUACAACCAGUGUGAGAAACAAAUAAAGUGAGAGCAGAAAGUUUCAUAAACAGCGGAGCUUAAGUUUAGCUUGAGUAAAACUAAACUAAAGUGGUGGUGGUUGAACUUGGGACAGAUGAGGUUGGGCAAGAAGAAGAAGAAGGAUGGAGGAGAUGAGGAUAUCGGUGACAGAGCAUGCAAAAUGAAAAAAAAGAAUGUUUAACGUAAGUUUGUGUUGUAGUUUGUGUGUUUUUCUGUGGUGAGCAUGGACUUUUGUUUCAUUCAUUUUGUUGGUUGGACUUAGUUUUGCUGUGUGGGCUGCUGCUUGUCAUCUGUUUCAGCGGCUGCUCCCUUCCCUCCCGUGGCACUGAGGCUGACUGAGCACACCUGCUGCCACUCUGCAAUCAGCUGGCCUUUAAAACUGCUGCCGACAGAAGCCUUAGUGCCAGAGUAUUGUCACCUACACUCAGUGGUACAAUGGCCCCUCUGAACUUCUAGAUUAAGUAAAUCUCCUAUGAGUAUCUUUGGUGUUUUUGGUAAUUGUGCUGACCCUCGUUGUCUUUCCCUUUUUUUUCCCAGUGCCUCCCUCUGAGCCUCUCAGCAGCCCACUACCUACUACUCUCUCCCUUUAACCCUCUGCUUCCUCACUGAAAGAAUAAAACCUGUUAAACCUGUUACCCCUGGUCUGGUUGCAUUUUGGGUCCUGUCUUUGCACACACACCACAUUUUCAUGCCAACAAUGUUAAUAAAAUGAUCAAAUGCACUCAACAGCAUUCAUAAUCUCUUAAUUUCUCUGAAAAAAAAAAUGUCUCAUGGAAAUUCUGAUAGGCUGGUAACUUUAGAGAGUCACCAGCCACAUUGGCUGACGAUCAAAAAGUUAAUUUAGAACCCUAGUCAUAAGGGUAACUACACAAAGUUAAUCUCCCACUGUCAGUGCCCAGCACUAACAGAACUUUCCACUAGUACAUGGAGGUGACAGAGGGAUGCUGGGGCAUGUAAGCAAUCCCACGAAUGAUUUUCAGUUAGUCCAAUUUUAGCAAACAAAAAAAUCAUUGCAAAGCAUGUAGAAAUAAAUGUGCAUUAAAGACCUAACUUUAGUCUGCUAACAUCUAAAAGAAAGUAGUUUAAAAAGCCACAGGCUGUAUAGAGUGACAGACCAUCCUACAGUGUAAAAUACGACCCUAUUUUGUGUUGAAAUCUUGACCCCCUGUCAGGAUGUGUUCUUAUGAAAAUUAAAUAAGAUAUGAACAGAAAAACUGUUGGUUAGUUUAGUUUGUUCCUGUGUUUGUAAUGUAGGUUUUGCUCUUAUUUAUUUAUUUUUGUAUUUUAUUCAUUUAUUUAUUUUUUGAGGGGGGUGUUUGUGUUUUUCUGUUGGGCCUUUUUUAAAGUAGGUUUUUGUUGUUUCAAGUUCAGUUAAACUUUUUCAGUUCUGCACGUGGGUCCUCCCUUUUGAUUUCAUUCUAAACGUGAUACUUAGGCUCAUGAAACACACGGUGGAGCUAAAUUCUCUUCAAGUGGCUUUACUCAAGAGUCAACCCAGGGUAAGAGAGGAGGGUGCGAACAUUAGUUUCCAAAACAGAAGAGUCAGUGUUACUUCUUGUGAGUCAAUCCCAAGCAGUAACCUCUUUAAGAGCUGAGAACCAGUGACGGUUCUAGGUUUUGGUGUGUGUAAGGUUGGACAACCACCUUUUUCCACAAGUAAAGACACUCACAUCAAGUUGCAUAUAUUUAAACCCCAUGUGACAAAGGUGGGUUGUGCUCACAGAUCACAACAUAAAUUCCAAUAAUGGCAUUAAAAUCGGAACCACCUGUGCUUAAAGGAAGCAUCACUCUCUGUGGCCUGGCUCUUUCUUUCACUAAUGUUGUCAUGUGAAAUGAAUUUGGCUCAUGCAACUGAAUAUCACUUUUCGUAUGUAGGCCUAACUCCAAAUUGAAUAUUCACAGAAUUUUAAGGAUGUUAAAACAUCAGAUAAACAUGUAAUUUUGAAUGAAAAUAUCCUUUAUUGUUUUGUUCAAGUUUUCGAAGUAAAUAACUCAUCUGAUCACAAAAAAAAAAAAACAUCUGUUCAGCAUUGCAACAGCAGUAGGAAGGGUCGAGCUGUGCAAGAAAAAAAUCAUCAGGCAGUAGAACCAUACACAUUUGAGUGACCUGGAACUGACCAGCAGUUCAAGUGCAUGUACCGUGUACUGAGGCUGCAGUGCUCACAGCUGUGGUUGCUGAUUCAACUCCCUGCUUGACAAAGAUGCAUAGAAAAUAAAACAGUAAAAUCUGACAGAAUCAAUAAAUGAAGGGUCAUUGCUGAAACUACUCAUUUAACCCCAUUUUGACUUGUACAAUGCAUUCUAUUAAAAGUAUAGUGUGUGAUAGUUAGUGGCAUACAUAAAAGAAAUGGAAUAAAAAUGUCUUUGUUUGUUUAAAUUGAUGUAUCAUCACUCAAUAUAAAUAUAUGUUUUUAACUUUGUAUGUGUGUUUUAUAUCGAGGCCUAUGUAAGGAACACAGAGGCCACUAUCUUGCACCACUUUAUUUCUACAAUAGCAAAUAAAAGGCAAAGUAGUAAAAGGUGAUGCACAGUUUUACAUACAGUGAGUCAAAUGCACUGAUUGGAAGAUGAAGAGGAGGAAGAAGAAUGUGGUUGCUGUUGUGUGGAGAAGAAUUUUGGAGUGUUUGACAGUUAGAACUGAUGAAUAAAGAAACAUACUCAUGCAUGACCACAGGGUUUCCUUUACUAUUUAGAACAGAAGCAUUAUCAGUGCACAGAAACAGUAAAUAUUUCUGUUUACAGAAACAAUAAAAGGCUAAAAUAUACAUAUAUUUUGAGUAGCCUUUAAUGAAAUGUUAAUUUCGAACAAUAUUUUUCAAAAUUCCUAAAUACGUGUAAUUGUAGCCACAAAAAACAAGGCUUGGGACACCUGAGGUUCUCACACCUGCAGGGGAGCUGAAACUGAGCCUCAAACAAGGAUGGCCCCAGGUGGAAGGAACAGAGGGAAGGUGGUAACAGAAAUCAUUCUCCGAAAACUUAGUAGGUACAGUCCACUAUCUUCAGUCCAGGAGCCAGUCUCUCAAAUGUAAUAAGUCCCUGAGCAGUAUCCGAUUGAAACCUCCUGCAAACCAAGAGGGUAGAUAUUCUGUGCAUAACAUUCAAGUUCAUAAGGUAUUAAGUCUGUAGCAGAAACAUGUCCAAUUACUAUCCUGCCCACUUUAUCCUUCAUUACAUUUAAUACUUGUUUCAUAUUUAGUGAAGACUCUUAGCUUGAAAUUUGUUUUCUGCAAACAUCUUGGCCAGAGACGGUGGUCUGAUGAUUCAAGAGCCAUGCACAGAUCCUGGCCAAUUUUCUGCUAUAUUUAAGAUAAGCAUCCUUCAUUGCAGAUCAUCUGCAGCAUGGACAGUGGAGGUAUCACACUUAGCAGAGUGACAGUUGUUAUUUUGAGAUUGCUCAGCAUCAGAGGAGUUGUGGCAUUGGGAAACCUGAGAGAGACAGGCAAAGAAGUGUUUUUUUCUCUUUCAGUACAUGUUGAAAAGUAGGAGCGAUACUUAAGUACAGUACUUGAGUAUAAAUUUGAAUUAUCUGUACUUUACUGGAGUUCUUUUUUGUGCCUGUGGCUUUAAUUUAACGGGGAUAGGGGGCCGAAAGGACCCCCUUUUUCCCUGUCCGCCCUCUCCAGAGCUCUGGGGCGCUCCCGGCGCAUCCGGCUGCUCCGCACCCCCCUCCCUACACAGUUUGACACGACUCAACUUCGAAAUAAAAGAAUUUAACUACGGGCUAGGAAUGGGUCAUUACCAUUGACAAAGUGGUUACUGCACACAUGGGCAUUAUCCGACGCAGCUCCUCCAGACCGUAGGCCAAUUGCUCUCAAUCCAGUCCUUGAGCCCCCCCAUCCUGCAUGUUUUGGAUGUUUCCCUGCUUCAACACACCUGAUUCAAAUAAUCAGCUCGUUAAAAAGCUCUGAAACGGCUUAAUAACGAGCUGAUAACGAGUUUUUUUCCCUGUUCGAUCGAUUCGAGCAGCCGUAAAUGGAGCAAAACAUCGGCAUGUUGCUGGUCUCUAUAGCAGCAACUCACUUCCUGGUCUCCAUCUGUAUUGCCCGCGUGCCGCGUAACACGGAAGUGAUGUCAAGUGAAAACCUCCUAUUGUACAAAUGAAGAGAACCCCUCAAGACAGGACGACGAACAUCUGUGGCCUUACCUCCACUCUUUGUUUAGCUAUGUUGAGGUUAAGGAGGAUUCAUUCAGAAUGAAAUGUCUGCUGUGCACCCCAAGGCAGGUGGAAAUCCUUUCAUAUAAAAAUUUUCCCUCAGGAAACAUGUCAAGGCAAGACCACUAUGCCGUUUGGUUAGCUUAGGUUUACUAACUUAAAUAUAAACUGUUAGCCUUAUUUUCCCCGGAAAAUGUUUUUUUUUUCUGGCUAACAUUGGCAUGCUAGAUUACACAAAAAAUAAAAAUGUAUAAAAAUAUACUUUAUAAUAAAAAAAUGUAAUUCGUACUUUGACUUGACUUUUUACUUACUUUGACUAAUGUACUUGGAGUACAUGUUCUUGAGUACUUUUGAUACUUAAGUAGAGAGAAUGUGUCAUACUUUAAGACUUCAACUCAAGUAGAAUUCUCAUGAGAGACUUUCACUUUGACUUAAGUCAUUUUCUGUUAAGGUAACUAUACUUAAACUAUAUUUAAAAAACUAUACUUAGAGUAGGCCUGUCACGAUAACAAAUUUGCUGGACGAUAAUUGUGCUACAAAUUAUUGCCGAUAAACGAUAUUAUUGACACAGUUUUUUAAAUUAUAGAAAAUUAUAAUAUAUGGCGUAAUAAUGCGAGUACACCAUGUCAAAAGUGAUAAACUUUAAUUUCCGCUGUCUGUCAGCGCGCACCAUUUUGCACUGUUUUGUUUAUAUUUGCUUUGCUUACCAAAUGCUUCAGUAAACGGUACCUGUCAGGACGAUGGCUCCGCAGCACCUCCGGCUGUACUUUUUUUGCUCAGUUGGGAAAAAUGGAGGGGAUGAUUGUGCUUGAGGUGCACAUGCAUGUUCGUCGUAUUCCCCUUCUUUGUCACCACAAUUUUGGAACAAAUACGACAUAUCGGCUCGUCCGUAUUUGUGGGCUCACCUCUUUCAUUUGGUUUAAAGCCGAAAUAUUCCCACACUUGGGCUGUUGCGUUCAGUUUAGACACCAAAGCUGUCGUGUUCAUCCUGUUUGCUUGCUUUUCACUCACGACGCUCACUUGUAGCACUGUAUCCAAAAGUCUGUGUGCCUGUGCGUUAAUGUUAGGUUUGUCUGUUUUGAGCCACUGUAUGCUGACAUGGUUGAUGAGACAUGCUCCCAUUGUAAAUAUGAAGGUAAAUACCACAAAACUGACCGUCAAGUGAUAAAACAAUACCCAUGGAAGUAUACUCGAUUGCCCAGAAUUCAGUCAACAGAUCCCCAUAUCACACUCAAUUUGAUUCAAUUGGCUUUAUUAUCUACUUCCUCUUUAAUUGUCUCUUUGUCGCUGCAUGUUUCUGUUGUGGACCCAAAUAUUUUGCCUUGUCUUUAUCUUUGCAGUGGCCCUUGUGGUUUUAACAGGAUGUGGAGGUGUUUCAACUUAAGCCUGUUUUUAGACCAGAAUAAUCUCUAGCAUUUCAUCAACACAAAACGAUUGUUUUUGUGGGGUUGAGGUGAAAAAGUACCACAGUACAAAUGGAGAAAAAAUCCAAAUGUCUAUAUGAAGUGACAGAAACAGCAUUUCAAACACCACAAAAUGAUAAUUAGAGAUAGAAUGUGAUCCAACCUGAGAUGCAGAGGAAGAAGAAGAAUGAGAAAUUCAACGGGGUGGUGCCACUUGCACAACCUGCUAAACCGGAUUGAGACCUAGGCAACAUGGAGGCUAAUUUAACUCGUGGAACUCCUCUGAUGCCAGCGUUUUUCAUACACAACAAACUGUGACAUACCAUGUGGUCUGCCAGCUUUCUAUCAAAACCAGCAGAAACUCUUUUUUUAAGCAAUUUGGGCUCCAGUAGAUCCUCCGUCAGACUGGACCACAUGGACUGGCCUUUGCUUUCCACGUGGAUUAAUAAGCCUCAGCAGAUCUUUGAAUGUAAACAGGAACUGACUUGGCCUUGCUGUUAAAGCUCAAGCCCUGUAUACAGACACAUGGUUUGACCUCCAGCCAUGACCCUCUUCUACAUUUUACCCAGCUCUUUGCUCCCCACCUUUCCAGUCUCUUCAUAUUCCCCAACCAAGAAAGACUUUUCAGACUUUUUCCACUGAUUCUGGGUGUAAUGUCUGGAUUAUAUUGUCAUAUUUAUCUAUCUGUAAAUUACUUUAUAACUAAACAUGACUCUUCUGGUGUCUAUGGAUAUGGUUCAUCAAAUUGCUUUAAGAGGGGGGUAACAAUAUGAUGAAAAUAUCAUGGAGGGCCAAUAAAGUAAUGGGAAACCAACUAACUGCAGAAAACCUACAACACGUAAAAAAAAUAAAUUAAAAAAAAUCUGAUCUGAAAAAUUCAAUCAAGUUCAAUCAAGAAAAAUGUAAUGACAUUAACAUUAAGGUGCUGGAGACCAGCUGUCUGUCAAAGACGGAGUAAGCAUCAGUGCUGUAAGACUUCAGACACACCCACAGCUUGAAGGCCAGUUGGAAACUGUGUGCCGUCUUUUUUCAUACUCUGGACGGUGGUUGGCGAAAUGGUAUAUGUGAACUCUGUCACCUACUGCUGAACACAGGAUAGAGAGAGAGAAAGAGAGAGAGAAAGAGAGAGAGAGAGAGAGAGGAAGACAGUCUGACACAAGCAAUGAGCAUGUGAUUACAUUUCCUACAGCCGCGUCAUGUUGGCCAAUGUAACGCCACCUGGUCUUUGAAGAGUGGAAAAGCUGUCAGUAUUUUGUCAUUCAGAACAACGACCUGAGCAUGAUGAAAUCUCCAAAGGUUGCCCUGUACCUGACAUGGUUUCUGGGGGAAAUCUGUGAGUUUUUACUGUGCUACUUUUUGACAUUUUUUUUAAUUACAUAUUCCAUCUAAAUUUAAUAUAGUUUAAUUUUAUACCAUGCAAACCCCAGCUGUGAUUUUUGUUUGUUUGUCUUUUUGUUUUCAUCUUAGCUUGGACAUCUGCUCUGAAACCGCCCUCAUCUGUUCGUCAAGAAAGCAGAAACAUUGGAGAGAAUAUAACUUUAAAAUGUGUCGGUGAAGUUGAUGCGAAAGGCGUUCAUUGGUACAAUCAAAAUCUUGGGGAGGAGCUCAGGCUUAUUUCAUCUGUUAAUAAAUAUGGAAGUGAUGAUAGUUUUAAUGGUAAAUUUAAAGACCAUCCUCGAUUCUCGCUGGAGACUCAAAAUGGAAAGAAUGAUUUGACAAUCUUAGAUUUGCAAAGGUCAGACUCAGCAAUGUAUCACUGUAUAAGUAGUAGUUUCUCUGCAUUAGAAAUUUUGGAGACCAUUCAUGUCAGUGUAAAAACUUCAGCUUUGAACAUCCCGGCCAUCAUCCAUCAGUCAGAGUCUGAGACCAUUCAGCUUGGAGGUUCUGUGACCCUGAACUGUACAGUCCAAACUGAAACCUGUGAUGGAGAACAUAGUGUUUACUGGUUCAAAAACUCUGACGAGUCUCAACCAGGACUCCUUUACACCAGUGGAGGCAGAAAUGAGCAGUGUGUGAGAGAAUCAGACUCACAAACACACACCUGUGAAUACAGUUUACCAGUGAAGAACCUGAAUGUGUCUGAUGCUGGGACCUACUACUGCGCUGUCGUCUCAUGUGGACACAUACUGUUUGGAAAUGGGACCAAACUGGACUUUAACGGUAAUAAAUAAUCUCAUCUGAUGUUUGAGCCCCCCAGUUGCGAGGUAAAGAAAAAAAGCGGGAACAUGCAAAUCCAAAUGCCUGGAUCACAAAUCUGAAAUCACAGUUAAAUUAUACUUGCUGAUUCGCCAUUAUGGCUUUGAAUCCAUUAGUAUGAUUUAUAAACCGUAAAUAUGGAUUUGUAAUCUGUGUUCACAGAUUUUCAUGUGCCCCUCUUGUUCCUUGACCUGGCACCUGGGGGGCUCUGUAUAGUUGUAAUAACAUGACUAUAGAGAUAAAAGCUUGUGGCUCCUUUUGUGAUAUCUGACUCUUUUUUAAUAGACAGGGUGAACAGCUCAGUCUUGGUGUUUUUCUUGAGUGGAGCUUUGAUAUUUGCAGCUAUCUUGGUAGUUGUGUUGGCCAUCCUACUGUACAAGUCAAACAAAAGAAACAGUUCCCAAUCUCAAGGUACAGUAACUAACACUUUUUUCUACUAAUGACUCCAUGAGUUUGAAGUUAAAGGGUGUUUUGUGAUUUUUCUAAACUAGAUGAUGUAGCAAGAUUAUCAAGAAACCUGGAGGUAAGAAUCUCCCCUUUCUCUUGUAAAGGUCAAAGAUUAUUUGAAAGUGUUGUAACUUCACAAAACAGUUUGUUCUUCAGACAUUGUUUGAGCUACUUUAACUGUCCAUAUCAUGAGAAAUGUUUGUGUAUCUUUCAUAGGCUCAUAGAGAAGCUGACAACCUCUUUUAUGCUGACGUGAGGGUUAAAAAGCCCAACGCAUCAAGAAGACAGAGAAACACGACCAGCGACGAGUGUGUGUACUCCAGUGUGAAGAAAUAGAAGUCAGAAUAUUUUACUUUUACAACUUUGGUUGGACUGUUUCCUCAUUUCAUGUGGUUAUAUUUCUGAAUUUAGUUACACUCAUUACGGGGUCUUUAAAGCCUCCUGUGAGGAACUUUCUAUUUGUGAUAAUUUUGGAAAAAGUGGUCACACCUUACAUCAUGGCUGGUUCAGUUUUGUUCUUGUAAAUUGGUUUUAUUGACAGAGAAAACUCCUGUUUUAAUUUUACAUCGAAAUUGAUCACUAACUGUAGUUGCCGUGGAAAAAUUAAGACUGUUAAUUCAGAGCACCUACCCCAUUAGAGCAAGUACGACUAUAUAUAAAAAAUAUUAUAGAAAUCGAUAACCUUGUUGUGAACUGUCUUUGAACAUCACAGAGACACAGCACUGUUUGAUUUAGUCUGCUUUGUUCAUGUCCUGAAACUUCUCAUAGGAGUUCAUUUUUUUUGGCAUGUGAAUAAAACCGUACAUUUUUGUUGUUUGUUUGUUUGUUUUUGUUGUUGUUGUUGUUGUUGUUUUUUCAAAGACCUUUUGAAAUAUUUCCUCAUACCUCUACCUGUAUUAGAAACUGUUAAGUUAGUUUUAAUCACUUGACAAUUCACCUUUACAGUCUUUAGUCACAAAGCAAAUACUGAAUUAUGACAUUUAUAUUAGUUAACAUCAAUAAUUCUCAUUAUCAUUAUAUUUUAAGGCAGCAUUUGGUCAGUGAAUUUAUGAUUUAAUUGUUUUUUGAGUGAGCUUUUGGCCUCAGUCCAACAGCUAGUCUCUGUUCAGUCUCCACGACAGCCCUGGAGGUUGUUGACUGCCUAGUAAGUCCAUGUCCAAUAAGGGAUAGAAGCUCAUCUAUCUGCUCUCAUCCUGAAGUAUCGGUGAUGGUGCUGGCUGUCCAGCCUCAGCGUAGCCAAGAGAGGGUAAAAGUCUCCUUGUUGUUGUCUUUGUUGGUUAAGGGGAUGCACCCACAGCCUCAUCCCUCUUCUUUUUCUUUUCUCAGCCAUGACCAUCAGAAGAACAAAAGUUUUUUCCUCCUGCUCUCAGACACUGUACGUACACUGAAGAAACAAUUAUUUGUUUAUUAGAAUGUAAUAAUUUACAAUUGAAAAAUGAUAAAAGAAAUGAACCUAAAUGAAAGAAAACUGGUCUGGUGGUUUACCUUGAAAUCUGCAGAGACUCCAUGAGAAAAUACCAGAAGGCAGAGAAGUUUUUAACUCAUUUUAUUAACAAGGUUAUAGACAUCAGGCAUCUCUCUCUGCAUUCAUAAGUAGGGAAGUUCAGCACUAUUUCAGCAGUUUUGAACCAGUGUCCUUACCCUUUUUAUCUGAUAUUUUAGCCCACAUGAAACAAGCUACAUGCAGUCUUGAUUUUAUACCCACUAGAUUUCUCAGAGGUUUGUAACGCGGUUGGGCCCAGCAUUUUAUCUAUUAUUAAUAGUCCUGGUAGAGGGAGUAUUUCCCUCUGCUUUUAAACACGGUGUGGUCCAACCCCAUUUAAAGAAGCCAAACCUUGACCCCUGCGGUGAGACGCGUCCGCUUCCUGCUCUAUUUUGGUUUAACUUCUGGUUGUUUUCCUUGUUUCCCUGGUCUGGCUUGACUGUUUUCAGAGCACGCUCCCUCUCCCCGGUUGCUGAGGCUGAGCAAGACUCCAUUCCUGCGCUGCAUUUGCCAUCAAGGCCCUUUAAGAAUCCAGCAGCCCUCAGUCUCACAACUGAGUAUUGUCUUCACUCCUGAGUGGUACAGACACUUCUCCUGGCCUUCUCCUCGGCUAAGUGCUUGUGACUUUUGCUCCCUGUGAAUCCUCGUAUGACUUCUAACCUCAUUCUCUUCUGUUUGUCCACAGUGUCUCCAGCCCACACAACAGUCAGCCAGCCAACCGGACUUUCCUUGUGCCUUUUACCUUGUGUUUCAGACAUAAAAAAAUACAUUUUUAACUUGCUACCUGCCUCUGAGUCUGCUUCUGGGUCCACAAAAUACGCCACAUGCCACAACCUCUCUGAUUUUAACAAUUUCAGACCAAUUUCAAAACUUCCAUUUUUAUCCAAACUUUUAGAGAAGGUUUUAUGUUUUAUGUCUGAAAACAACCUCUUUGAGUCUAGUUUUAGAGCAGGUCACAGCACUGAGACUGCCCUCCUCCGUGUGACCAAUGACCUUCUUUUUGCAGCAGCUUGAGGGGAGGGCUCAAUUUUAAUUCUUUUAGAUUUCAGUGCAGCUUUUGAUAGAGUUGAUCAUGCUAUUUUAAUUGAGCAUCUGAAAAACUGGAUGGGUAUCAGGGGCACUGCACUUGGUUGGUUUCAGUCGUAUCUUUUAGAGCAAACUUUUCGGUCACCAUAGGCAAUCACACCCCCUCUACUUCUGCUAUCGCCUGUGGUGUACCGCAAGGUUCAGCUUUAGGUCCAGUUUUGUUUUCUAUCAACAUGCUGCCCCUCGGCCAAUUAAUUCAGCGCCACAAAGCCUCCUUUCACUGCUAUGCAGAUGACACACAGAUAUACGUUUCUUUGAGACCUGAGGAUCCAAGAGGCCUAGCUGCUGUCAUAGACUGUCUAAGUGACAUUAAAAGUUGGAUGGCACAAAAUUUUCUUCAACUAAAUUAUUCAAAAUUUGAAAUAAUUCUCUAUAACAUACAUAACAUACAACAUACAUAAAAUACUGUCUUGUCUUGGUCCACAUUCAGCAAUCAUCAAACCAAUAGCCAGAAAUCUGGAAGUAAUUUUUGAUUCGGAGCUCACCUUCUCCACCCACAUCAAUAAGAUCAUCCAGUCCUGCUUUUUUUCACCUGCGCUCAAUUUCAAAGAUUAAACAAAUACUUACCCCACCAGAUCUCAAAAAAAUAAAGCACGCUUUAAUUUUUUCAAUGCUGGACUACUGUAACUCUCUCCUCCCUGGUCCAAAUAAGAAAUCACUCUCCUGCUUCCAACUAGUUCAAAAUGCAGCAGCUAGUCUUUUAACUGCAUUUAGUAGACGGCAUCACAGCACUCCAAUUUUAGCCUCCCUGCAUUGGCUUCCCGUCAGUUUUAGAAUUAAUUUUAAGAUGUUAUUGAUUACUUUUAAAGCACUCAAAGGAGUUGCUCUGAGCUACAUUUCAGAGCUUUUAAUACCUUAUGAGCCAACUCACAGCCUCAGAUCUUCUGGCGAAGUCGAGGCUCAAAACUAAAGGUGAUAUGUUGCACGUUCUUGUAUUGUCUUGGUUCCUUAUGACAUGAAAAUGGCCUUCAAUUCUGUUUUUACUGAGCAUUUUGUUUUCGUCUAUCUUUUUCCAUGUGCUCUAUGACUACAUGUCAAAGACCUUUGUAAACAUCUGUUUUUUAAAAGUACUAUACAAAUAAGUUAUUAUUAUUAUUAUUAUUAUUAUUAUAUUUUUAUGUAUGUCCAUAUACACAGAAUAAGCACACGUGUGUACAGAAUGUACAUAUAAAUGUGUUUUAUUGCAGACUGAAGUUUUUUUGUGGAGUCCGACAGUUGCAGGAAGGAAUGACCUGCGAUACCUCUCCCUCACACACUUUGGGUGGAGCCUCCUGUCCCUUAAGGAGCUCCUCAGUGCAGUGAGUGUGUGUUGGAGGGGGUGAGAGUCUCUGUCCAGUAUGGAGGACAGCUUGGCUGUAAUCCUCCUCUCCCCAUCCUCCUCAACUAGUUCCAGAGAGCAUCCCAGGACAGAGCUGGCCUUCUUUAUGAGUUUGUCCACCCUCGUCCUGUCAGCUGCUGUGAUGCUGCUCCCCAAGCAGACAACUCCAGAUGAAAUAGUAAAGGCCAUUACAGAGUCAUAGAAGGUCUUCGGGAGUGCCCCCCCGCACCCCAAAAGACCUCAGCCUCCUGAGCAGAUACACUCUGUCCUUUUCUGUAAAGUGCAUUGGUGUUAUGAGUCCAGUCCAAUUUGUAUUCAGGUGAACACCCAGGUACUUCUAUAUCAGAAGCUGCUAUUUUUCUGUUGGUGUAGUGAACACACGUCAGCCGUCUGUACUCCUGCAGAGAGUCCUGGAGAUUGAACUAUAAGCUGUGGGAGUUCAGCCCAUAUUAUUUGCCUGUUUCCUUCACAGCUGACCAGAUGAGAAGACAGUUGAUGAGACUCCUCAUAGGAAAGACUGUGGGUCCAUGAAGGUGUCAGCCCUAUUGUGCUCUAAGCCUGUCCCCCAAGCUCUGUGGAGCGCUUCAUCAUGAUCCCGAGUCUUCAAGGAGUCCCAGUGCUGUGGAAGACAUCCUGCGUUGUUCUAGUGCUGAAGAAUAUGGACUACAGCCCAGUGGGGUUGAUGUCUUACAUAAUGAAGAUCCUGUAGAGACUCAUCCUAGAAUAGCUGAGGCUCAGGGUCAGACACCUCCUGAAUCUGCCCCAGUUUGCCUACCAGCCCCACCUUGGAGUAGAGAAUACCAUCACCUUCCUGCUGAACCGUGUCUACACUCAACUAGACAAACCAGAGAUAAUGUUGUUUUACAUCUCCAGUGCUUUGAACACCAUCAGGCUGUCUCUACUGGCGGAGAACCUGACAGCGAUGCAGGUGGAAGCUCCUCUUUAGUCUUUAAUUGUUGGUGAUUUGACUGGCAGAUUGCAGUUCCUACACUAACAACACUGUGUGUCAGACAGAGUGGUCAGCAACACCAAGGCCUGCAGGGAACAGUCCUGUUUCUUUUUCUUUCCACCCUCUACACCACAGACUUGAACUACAACACAGAGUCCUGACACCUUCAGAAGUUCUCUGAUGACUGGAAAAGUUGGAUGCAUCAAGAAUGGUGAUGAGGCUGAAUCCAUUUAUUAAAUUUCCCUUUGGGGAUCAAUAAAGUCCUUCUUAUCUUAUUUUGCAGGACUAAGGGGGGUAACUUGGUAUGAGCCACAUGGUAUGAACAGAACUAUCUCUAAUUCAAUGUGACAAAAACUAAGGAACUGAUUGUGGAUCUGCAAAGGACAAAGGCACCAGUGACCCCUGUUUCCAUUCAGUGGGUCAGUGUGGACAUUGUGGAGGGCUCCAAGUACAUUAGGGUGUACUCAUAAUCUGUAUAUACUAUGGACAACCUAGUUCCGCCUACCGCCUGUAUACAGAUUUGCAGUAGCAUUGUGCGCAUUCGGCUGCGCAGUUGCAAAGAGUCACUGUGAUGACGCUCGGCUCAAACAGCAUAUCCCCCGGGAGAGCUACUCAAUCCCUGAACGCCCAUAGGCUGUAUCAGGUGUCAAUCAUAGAAAACAUGAACCCCCUAAUAACUUUUAAAAACAGAGCUUCACAGAAAAAAAGAGGACUUGAGCACAAACCAGUCUUACAAUAACUACAUGUCAACAUCACAAGCAGGGGGGAGAAAAAUUUAUAUUCUGUGUAAUAAAUUUAUAAAGUUUGUCCACCGUUCCAUAAGCUUUGCUGGCGGAGGCGGGAUUUAUGACCUAUACUGCAGCCCAUCAACAGAGGGUGCUGUUCCCGGAGUGGCUUCACCCUGCGAGGAGGCAGACAGCGUCCAUUCUAUAUACAUUCUAUAUACAGUCUAUGGGUGUACUUGGAUAACAAACUGGACUGGUCUAAGAACUCUGAAGCUGUCUACAAGAAGAGCCUAAGUCCUCUGUACUUCCUAAUGAGGCUGAGGUCCUUUAACAUCUGCAGGACCAUGCUGAGGAUGGUCUUUGAGUCUGUAAAGUUCAGUGUGAUCCUUUUUUUUCUGUUGUGUGCUGCAGCAGCAGACUGAGGGUAGCAGAUUCCAACAGACUCAACAAACUCAUCAUAGAGGACAGUGACGUUGUGGGGUAGAGCUGGACUCUUUGACGAUGGUGAUAAAGAGUAGGGUUUUGUCAAAGUUACAUGUAAUCUUGGAUAGCACCCACCACUCACUCUAUAAAAUCCUGGUUAAAUAAAGAAGCACAUUCAGUGACUGACUCAUUCCCCCUUAAUGCACCAAAGAGCAUUACAGGAAGUCUUUCUUACCCGUGGUCAUCAAACUUUAUAACUCCUCCCUCUGAGUAGCUCACACUCUGACUGUCUCUGGACUUAUUUCUACUGCAGUAACUGUAAGCUUCUCCACUUCAAAUAAUUAUAUUCAACUGUGCAAUCUCUUUGUGAACGAGUUAAAACUUCAGUAUUCUAAGAGUGCAGUACUAAUAAUACAAAGUUGAUCAAGCUACACCGUGCAAUCCUGCAAACUGAUAUUAUAUGCAUGACUUCCUACUCUCUGAGCUUGUACAAGGGUUAUUUUUUUAAACACAUUAGUUCAGAAACACAAAGGCACAGAGAAACAACACCCUCUAACAAGAAAGUGCAUGGGUGCCAAGAGACAUCACCACGUGUGGGAAGAAGGCCCACUGAUGGUUGGGUUUACUCUCUCUUAACACUCUGUCUGGGUUGGAAACCAGUGCGCUCAGACCUUUUACCAUCACUGGGUGUGAAUGAGAUAGAAAAACCUCAACAACAGACACACAGUACUGCAGCUCACAACAGUGAGCAUGUGAUUAUUUCCUAUAUCAAAUGAGACUACUACAUGUCAGCCAAUGAAAAGGCAGCCUGUUCUGUUAAGAAGAAGGAAACAGUCAGUUUUCUUUUAUUCAGUACGACGACUGAAGAACGAUGACAUCUCUGAAGAUCGUCUUCACAUGUUUGGUCCUGGGAGAAAUCAGUAAGUUGGCUUUUUCUCUUAUGAGCCUCUUAUUUCAAUCAAACCAUAACAAAUAACUACAUUGAUGUCUUCUCUCUUUUCACAUCAGCUCAGACAAAUGAUCUAAAAUCUUCUUCACCUGUUUGUGAAGAAAGCAGAGAAACUGGAGAGGAUAUAAAUUUAAAAUGUGUCAAAGGUUAUGGUGCUACACAGGUUUUCUGGUAUAAGAAAACUCUUGAUGAGGAGCUCAGGCUUAUCUCAUCUGUCUACUAUGGAACAAUUACUUUUCAGGGUGAAUUUAGGAACAAUCGACGAUUCUCAAUGGAUGCUCAAAAUAUCAACAAUCAUUUGACAAUCUCAGAUUUGAAAGGGUCAGACUCAGGUACUUAUUACUGUUUAGGCUACAGCCGCCAAAAACUGGAAUUUUUGGAGACCAUUCAUGUCAGUGUGAAGAGCUCAAAUUUGAACAUCCCAGCUGUGGUCCAUCCGUCAGAGUCUGAGACCAUCCACCAUGAAGGUUCUGUGACUCUGAACUGUACAGUCCAAGCUGAGACCUGUGAUGGAGAACACAGUGUUUACUGGUUCAAAAACUCUGAAGAGUCUCAACCAGGACUCCUUUACACCAGUGGAGGCAGAAAUGACCAGUGUGUGAGAGAACCAGACUCACAAACACACACCUGUGAAUACAGUUUACCAGUGAAGAACCUGAAUGUGUCUGAUGCUGGGACCUACUACUGCGCUGUCGUCUCAUGUGGACACAUACUGUUUGGAAACGGGACCAAACUGGACUUUAAAGGUAAUAAAUAAUCUCAUCUGAUGUUUUAGCCCCCCAGUUGUCAGGCCAAGAAAAAAAAAGGGGGAACAUGCAAAUCCAGGUGCCUAGAUUACAAAUCUGAAUUCACAGUUUAUUAAUGAUACUUGCUGAUUCGCCAUCAUGGUGUGCAUGGUUUUAAAUCCAUUAGUAUGAUUUGCAAACUGUGAAUUCAGAUUUGUAAUCUGUGUUCACAGAUUUUCAUGUGAGCCUCUUUUUCCUUAACCUUGCACCUCGGGGGGACUCCAUAUAGUUGUAAUAACAUGACUAUAGCGAUAAAAGCUUGUGGCUCUUUUUCUGAUGUCUGACUCUUUUUUAAUAGACGGGUUGAACAGCUCAGUCUUGGUGUUUUUCUUGAGUGGAGCUUUGACAUUUGCAGCUAUCUUGGUAGUUGUGUUGGCCAUCCUACUGUGCAAGUCAAACAAAAGAAACAGUUCCCAAUCUCAAGGUACAGUAACUAACACUUUUUUUUUCUGCUAAUGACUCCAUGAGUUUGAAGUUAAAGGGUGUUUUGUGAUUUUUCUAAACUAGAUGCUGUAGCAAGAUUUUCAAGAAACCUGGAGGUAAGAAUCUCCCCUUUCUCUUGUAAAGGUCAAAGAUUAUUUGAAAGUAUUGUAAAUGUAUAAAACAGUUUGUUCUAUGAUUUGAGCUACUUUAACUGUCCAUAUCAUGAGAAAUGUUUGUGUAUCUUUCAUAGGCUCAUAGAGAAGCUGACAACCUCUUUUAUGCUGAUGUGAGGGUUAAAAAGCCCAACGCAUCAAGAAGACAGAGAAACACAACCAGCGAGUGUGUGUACUCCAUUGUGAAGAAAUAGAAGUCAGAAUACUUUACUUUUACAACUUUGGUUGGACUGUUUCCUCAUUUCAUGUGGUUAUAUUUCUGAAUUUAGUUACACUCAUUAUGGGGUCUUUUAAAGCUCCUGUGAGGAACUUUCUAUCUGUGAUGAUUUUGGAAAAAGUGGUCACCCUUACAUCAGGGCUGAUUCAGUUUUGUUCUUGUAAAUUGGUUUUAUUGACAGAGAAAACUCCUGUUUUGAUUUUACAUCGAAAUUAAUCAGUCACUGUAGUUGCUGUGAAAAAAUUAACCAAGACUGUUAAUUCAGAGCACCUACCCCCUUAGAGCAAGUACGAGUAUAUAAAAAAUAUUAUAGAAAUCGAUAACCUUGUUGUGAACUGUCUUUGAACAUCACAGAGACACAGCACUGUUUGAUUUAGUCUGCUUUGUUCAUGUCCUGAAACUUCUCAUGGGAGUUAAUUUUUUUUUUUUUUUUUUUUUUUUGGCAUGUGAAUAAAACCGUACAUUUUUGUUGUUUGUUUGUUUAUUUUUGUUGUUGUUUUUUCAAAGACCAUUUGAAAUAUUUCCUCAUACCUCUACCUGUAAUACAAACAGUUUAGUUAGUUUUAAUCACUUGACAAUUCACCUUUUAAGUCUUUAGUCACAAAGCAAAUACUGAAUUAUGACAUUUAUAUUAGUUAACAUCAAUAAUUGUCAUAAUCAUUAUAUUUUAAGGGAGCAUUUGGUCAGUGAAUUUAUGAUUUAAUUGUUUUUUGAAUGAGCUUUUGGCCUCAGUCCAACAGCUAGUCUCUGUUUAGUCUCUACGACAGCCCUGGAGGUUGUUGACUGCCUAGUCCAUAUCCAAUAAGGGAUAGAAGCUCAUCUAUCUGCUCAGCAGUCAUCCUGAAGUAUCGGUGAUGGUGCUGGCUGUCCAGCCUCAGCUUAGCCACAAGAUGGUAAAAGUCCCCUUGUUGUUGUCUUGGUUGGUUAAGGGGAUGCACCCACACCCACAGCCUCUUCCCUCUUUUUUUUUCCAACUUCCCUCUUUUUAAUGUAAUCAUUUAGUCUUUAGUAAUCCAACAAGACCAACAAAAUCACUCAGCCUUUACACAACUGAAAUUUUAACUUUUUACUUUGUGUUACAUCACAAAAAUACACAAAUGGGCUUUGCUUGGUUGACAUACUUAAAAUUCAAACAUGAAGACUUGAAAUGUUUCAGAUUACUCACCCAUGAUAGAAACACACCAAUCACAGAACAAUUAUCACAGAAACAAUUAAUCACAUUAUGUUAUGCCAAGUAAACCCCUUUGAGAUCUGUUCUCCUAUAUGUUAGGUUCUCAUUGUGUGGUUUCAAUAUUCUAAUGUGAUCCUGUAGCUCUGCAGCUCUCGUCUGCUGCGACACUCCAAACAAGCUUCCAGUGGGUGAUGACGUGCACUAUCUGACAGAGGCCGAACGUGACAUAACCAACCUGCAUCCCGUGGAUUAUCGGCUUCAGAGUCAUUAUUGCUUAUUUCAGCUUUCUUUCUGCUCCACCUCAAAUGUCCCAAAGUCAGCCCAGCCCCAUCCCUGGGACAUGAUUGGCUGUUUGUUGUCCCUUUUUUCUUAUAUUAGUUAUAUGAUGUGUAUAUCAACUCAACAGAGAAAAGCUGACAGCUGUAAACAUUCGUGUCAAGAAAAAAGAAAAAGGAGGCUCUUUAGUUUCCAUUCAAGAAACACAGAGGCAAAGGGUAACAACUCCCUCCUGCCAAAGAUGUGCACUCAUGCUGUGUGUCACAGUAAAUGUGUGACUGUGUUUCCUAAGAGAAGAUAAAGUAAGUUAAGAUAUUCCUUUAUUAGUCCCACAAGGGGAAGUUCUAAAUUUACACCAGGGAUAAAUACAAAAGCGAGAUUAAAGACAGACUCUGAUGAAAAUCAUGUUUUUCUUGUUCUCUACAUGUUCAUACAAGGGUUUUUUUCUGAUGCUACAUAACAUGUCAUGAGAAAUAUAAGUGCGCAGUUUCAUUUCUGAGUAUUUCUGCAUUCAAAUCGCUGUGAAUCUCUGACAGACCCAAUCGGCAGGUUCAGAAACAGUGAGAUUUCCUACGUAGCAAAUCCAAACUCUGACCCCCGGAGCUCUGCUAUGCAGGUCACACUCAGAGAAAUAGAGAUGAUGAUCGCGGAACAAGCACGUGCAGACAAUGCAGACAAUAGCAGAUUGCAAAGCUCGUAAGAAGGCUAGUUAUGAAAUUACCUUUCAUCAAGUUCCUCAAGACAUUAGUAUCUGUGAGCUGAAUAGCUCCUAUGUUACCUGCAACUUCUGCUGCACAAGCAAUGUUAGGCUACAAGCUAGUGUGAAGACGAGUGUGCAGGGCAGCGCUGUCACCACCCACAACUCAGUGACGAAUUGCUUAUGAGCAACUGGAGCUCUGCGGAGGAAGAGGCCCUGAAAAUGACACUAGUAUUGGCUAAAAAAUUCAUAAUCACAAUUUAAUGACCACUGAGAACGCGUCAAGUUGUAAAUAACAAUGACUGGGGUGGGACUUUAAAGAAUAAAGAAAUUUAAGAGUUAAAAGAUAUAAAAAAAGAUAAAUACAUGAGUGUCAUUUACAGCUGCUAUGAACAUAUUAAUAUGUUACAAUUGAAAAAUGGAAAAAGAAAUGAAUGUAAAUGGAAGAAAACUGGUCUGGUGGUUUACCUUGAAAUCUGAAGAGACUCCAUGAGAAAAUACCAGAAGGCAGUUAAGGAUGCAAGGGCAGCAUUUUACUGUGAUUUGAUUUUAGCUAAUUAUUUGAACCCCAGAGUUUUAUUUAAGGUUUUAGAGUCGCUUUCCAACCCCCCUCCCUCUUAUUUUACUGAUGCUUCUCAAGACACCUGCAAGAAGUUUUUAACUUAUUUUUUUAACAAGGUUAUAGACAUCAGGCAUCAAAUCACUUCUCCCAGUCGCUCUGUAUUCAUAAGUGCAGAAGUUCAGCACUAUUUCAGCAGUUUUGAACCAGUGUCCUUACCCUUUUUAUCUGAUAUUUUAGCCAAAAUGAAACCAGCUACGUGCAGUCUUGAUUUUAUCCCCACUAGAUUUCUCAAAGAGGUUCUUAACGCGGUUGGGCCCAGCAUUUUAUCCAUUAUUAAUAGUCCUGGUAAAGGGAGUAUUUUCCUCUGCUUUUACACACAGUGUGAUCCAACCCCUUUUAAAGAAGCCAAACCUUGACCCCUCUGAUUUUAACAAUUUCAGACCAAUUACAAAACUUCCAUUUUUAUCCAAACUGACUGCCCUCCUCUGUGUGACCAAUGACCUUCUUUUAGCAGCAGAUAGAAGGGAGGGCUCAAUUUUGAUUAUUUUAGAUCACAGUGCAGCUUUUGAUACAGUUGAUCAUGCUAGUCUGAAAAACUAGAUGGGUAUCAGGGGCACUGCACUUGGUUGGUUUCAGUGGUAUCUUUUACAGCGAACCUUUUUGGUCACUAUAGGCAAUCACACCUCCUCUACUUCUGCUAUCGCCUGUGGUGUACCGCAAGGUUCAGCUUUAGGUCCAAUUUUCUCCAGGCCUAGCUGCUGUCAUAGACGGUCUCAGUGGCAUUAAAAAUUGGAUGGCACAAAAUUUUCUUCAACUAAAUUAUUCAAAAUCUGAAAUAUUUCUCUGUAACAUACAAAACUCCCCCCUCAUACAGUCUUGUCUUGGUCCACAUUCAGCAAUCAUCAAACUAAUAGCCAGAAAUCUGGAAGUAACCUUCGACUCAGGCCUAACCCUCUCCACCCAUACCAAUAAGAUCAUCCAGUCCUGCUUUUUUUCACCUGCGCUCCAUUUCAAAGAUUAAACUAAUACUCACCCCACCAGAUCUCAAAAAAAUAAAGCACGCUUUCAUUUUUUCAAGGCUGGACUACUGUAACUCUCUCCGCCCUGGUCCAAAUAUGAAAUCACUCUCCCGCCUCUAACUAGUUCAAAAUGCAGCAGCCAAGCUUUUAACUGGUUUUAGUAGAUGGCAUCACAUCACAUCAUUUUAAAGCACUCAAAGGACUUGCUCCAAGCUACAUUUCAGAGCUUUUUAAAACCAUAUGAGCCAACUCGCAGCCUCAGAUCCUCUGGCGAAGGCCUCCGGGUCGUUCCAAAGUCGAGACUCAAAACUAAAGGUGAUAGAGCUUUCUCAAUCAGAGCUGCUUGACUUUGGAACGACCUGUCAAAAGAAGUGACUGUCUCUACUACACAAGCCCAAACAAAGCGUGCUACAACAUUGGAUGGUAGAAACCAACUAGAAAGUACAGAAAAAACAAGCAAGAAAACAAAGUAAAUACUGGAGACCCUGGCAGAUUGACAAGUUCUUAAAACAAAGAUAGACAGGUCAAGAGCUUAGAAGCCGGCAACAUCAGCAUAAAUGAUGGGGGAGGCUUCAAGAUCUUACAGACCCUGUAACCUUUCUGCUGGAAACAACAAAGUAAGCCAAGUGUCUGUAACAGAAGUGUUUCUUGUCAAACAGGACCUGCUGCAUGUUGUAGCGCUGCUAAACCUUUGACCUCCAUUCCUGGACUAUGUCCCUUUAUGCUAGUUUUAGAAGUCCUGCAAACAUUGUGUUUGCUGGUAGUCUGUUGGCAUCUACAGUAGCACCAAAGUUUUUUUACUUUCACAUUGACUGGGCUCCAUUUGUAAUUAUCUGGAGUAUUUAUCUGCAUUAUAUCUGAACUGAAUUGGAACGAUACGAGCGAGCACGAGCGGGCUGUUUGUAGGCGGGGCUUGCUGGAGCAGAGAGGGAGGGGAGAGGAGAAGUUGAGGGGAAAACUGGUUGGGAGGGGUAGUGUUCACAUUCAACAUUUCUCCCUAAAAACUGGCACUUCCUUAGAUCUUGCCUACCCCACCUUUAAAUGAAGGCUAAAUAAUAAAAACCUUCCUGCUGAAGCGUGUAUAUGCUCACCUGGACAAAACCAGAGAGCACUGUGAGGGUCAUGUUGUUUUACCUCUCCAGUGCUUUGGACACCAUUACCCCCAAUUUCUAUCGCAUUGGAACUGCUCUGCUGUAGAAUGGCAGAAAUUUUCACCAUCUGCCAAUUCCUUCUGGAUGCGUUUGUGAAGUGAAUUUCGUGGUAAAUUUCAGACAGCAGGAAUGACGAGGACUCACAAGAAUCUGCAAAUUCACAUGCAAUCACACGAUAAUUAGUUGUCUCUAUAAAGAUAGCCACAUUGCCAUAUGAGCAGCAGAUUGUGUCCUUCCAGAGGAGAACAUCCACUCUGUCCAGACAACAUAUAUUGGUACUAGGUUGUAACUUACCAUCCAGUCCCAUUAAUCCUGGGAUGGAAUACAUAAGGGAUGAGACCGGUCAUAAAUUAUUUGGUGAUUUUGGACUUCCAGGAUCAGCAUCUCCCUAUCCAUGGUGUCAACGGGGUGAGAUGCAGUCUGAAAACCUUUGACUUGUUCAUUCCCGCCCACGUUUGCAUAGUGUGAAAUACGAUCCACCUGAAAAGAAAUCGAAUGUUUUAUUUUGUGUCUGUGUCUGACUUAUUUUCUAGAACAGGCUAAUCUGAACGGAAUUUGUGUGGCAUGCUGCACUGCUGGAAAAAAUAGAACCCUGGUGAUUGGCUACGAAGCCCACUGAAGCGCAGGGUGCCAGAAAGAGGCUGGUGGAAAUUGGAGACAAUGGGCUCUAUUUUUGUGCCUCGCCGAAGACGUGCCCCAGGCGCAGUGUAAGUCAGGUCCACCGCGCCGACAAGGCGUUCCCAAGCACAAUUUGGAAUUUUGGUGUAAGAAUCGUGGCGUAAGUAUCCCCCCUCCCUAACUCAGCUCCUCCAAGCGGCAUAAGUAAUAGCGAAGGAGGAGAGAGGGUGUGGAGUGGGUUUGACACAGCCGAGACCUGUUUUCACCAAUCACAUAAGCUCCUCUCCUUGCCUUUAAAUCCGCCACCGGCGAGGCGUAUUACUAUUUUUGUGAAGCAGUCAAAGAGAUCAAGAUAUGUCUGAAGACAGUAUUGCCACACGAUGGCGACAGAGGGCAGCUCCUCAACAAGUGUCGCUGUAAGCGCUGCAUUGGGCGUCCUCCACACUCUCUCAUAUGAGCACAGAUGGAUUUGGUGUGUGUACGUCUGGACCCACUGGUAAGACAAACACCCUUUUCCACAAAUAAAGACACUCACAUAAAGUUGCACAUAUUCAAACCUCACGUGACAAAGGUGGGUUGUGCGCACAGAUCACAACAUGAACUCCAUGGCAUUAAAAUCGGAACCAUCUGGGCGUAUAUGACGCAUCACGCUCCGUGGCCUGGCUCUUUCUUUCAUAGAUGUUGGCAUAUAAAAUAACUUUGGCUCACUAAACUGAAUAUCAUAUUAUGAACUAUUAUAUUAUAUUAUAUUAUAUGUGAACUAGUUAAAACUUCAAUAUUCUAAGAGUGCAGUACUAAUAAUACAGAGUUGAUCAAGCUACACCGUGCAAUCCAGCAAACUGUUAUCAUAUGCAUGACUUCCUACUCUCUGAGCUUGUACAAGGGUUAUUUUUUUAAACACUGUGUUUGGAAAACAGCUUUAUUUACUUCCUAACAAGGAAGUGCACUGGUGCAAAAAGACAUCAAACACACAUGACCAGAAGGCCCAAUGAUGGUUGGCUUUAAUCUUUUUUUAUACUCUGUCUGGGUUGGAAACCAGUGAGCUCAGACCUUUUACCAUCACUGGGUGUGAAUGAGAUAGAAAAACCUCAAUAACAGACACACAGUACUGCAGCUCACAACGAUGAGCAUGUGAUUAUUUCCUAUAUCAAAUGUGACUACUACAUGUCAGCCAAUGAAAAGUUAGCCUGUUCUUUUAAGAGGCGGGAAACAGUCCGUUUUCUUUCAUUCAGUACGACAUCUGAAGCACGAUGACAUCUCUGAAGAUCGUCUUCACAUGUUUGGUCCUGGGAGAAAUCAGUAAGUUGUGUUUUUCUCUUAUGAUCCUCUUAUUUCAAUCAAACCAUAACAAAUAACUACAUUGCUGUCUUCUCUCUUUUUACAUCAGCUCAGACAAAUGCUCAAAAAUCUUCUUCAUCCGUUUUAGAAGAAAGCAGAGAAACUGGAGAGGCUAUAAGUUUAAAAUGUGUCAAAGGUUAUGGUGCUACUCAAGUUUCCUGGUAUAAGAAAACUCUUGAUGAGGAGCUCAGGCUUAUCUCAUCUGUCUACUAUGGAACAAUUAUUUUUGAGGGUGAAUUCAGGAACAAUCGACGAUUCUCAAUGGAUGCUCAAAAUACAAACAAUCAUUUGACAAUCGACGAUUUGAAAGGGUCAGACUCAGGAACUUAUCACUGUUUAGGCUUCAACGGCCAAAAAGUGGAAUUUUUGGAGACCAUUCAUGUCAGUGUGAAAAGCUCAAGUUUGAACAUCCCAGCUGUGGUCCAUCCGUCAGAGUCUGAGACCAACCAGCCUGGAGGUUCUGUGACUCUGAACUGUACAGUCCAAGCUGAGACCUGUGAUGGAGAACACAGUGUUUUGUGGUUAAAAAACUCAGACGAUUCUCAACCAGGGGUCCGUUUCACGUAGGUGGUUCAACAAACUCUGAGUUAAAUCCUUAACUCUGAGUUGAUCUACUCUGAGUUCGGAAACUCUGAGUUUCCGGUUUCACAACACCUGAUUUGAGACGGUUUUAACAACUCCGAGUAGUUUGACCUGGAGUUAAGCACGUGCACGCCAGACAUAAACAGCCAGCAUCUGUGGAGCGCAGAUUCAAUGAUCAACCAAUGGAAACAGGGAGAAGGAGGGGGCAGCAGCAAGCCAACAGCGAAUGACAGCACGUUUUUAAAAGAAAGUGCAAUACAGCAGCAGCUGCAAAGGAGAGGGACAGGGCUUGGGAGGAAAUCGCUGCUCGCGUCAAUGCGUAACUUUAAAUCUAGUCUCGUGCAAACACAAUGACAGACUGUUGCAGGGAAACUGCUUGAAUCAUUUUGAUCAUGUUUUACAUUGUCAAGUAAGUAUUAAGUGGCAGUUUGAUCCCUUAGAAAAUGCUCUUUUCACACUCAAAAAUGAAUUUUACUCUCUUAUGAUGUUCCGUUAAAUGAUUAGGAAUAUUAAACUAACUCUCAGUAUGUAUAUGUACAUAUAUUAAACUAACACACACUACACUCAAUAUUAGACUUUCACUCAGCAAACAGAAAGAGGGCAGAUGCCAGAAAAACGGGUGGUGGCCCAGCAGCCCCAUCUUUAACGGAGGCAGAGGAGCUGCCCCCCCCCCUUAGACGAUCGCAACCCCCACCCCGUAGCAGCGAUCGUCGGACUAGUGUGUGUGCGUGUGUGUGUGUGUGUCUGUGUGUGUCUGUGUGUGUGUGUGUGUGUGUGUGUGUGUGUGUGUGUGUGUGUGUGUGGGGGGGGGGGGGGGGGGGGAUUUGCGAUCGGACCGGCCGCGAUCGUCGAACGGGGUGGGGUGGGGGGCAGCUCCUCUGCCUCCGUUAAAGGUGGGGCUGCUGGACCACCACCCGUUUUUGUGUUAGUUUAAUAUUCCUAAUCAUUUAACGGAACAUAAUAAGAGAGUAAAAUUCAGUUUUGAGUGUGAAAAGAGCAUUUUUUAAGGGAUCAAACUGUCACUUAAUACUUAGUCGACAAUGUAAAACAUGAUCGAAAUGAGAAAAUGCCGAUGUCUCACCUGAAACUCUGGGUUUACUGAGUUAAACCUGCUCCCGAGCAGGUUAGGUUCACGGAGUCUGUUACUGUGGUAACUGACCGCGAGGUUGAGUUACCUCUCUUUGUGAAACAGGUUAGAGUUACCCCUCUCUCCCUGGUUUAACUAACCCUCCUUUGUGAAACGGAAAACUCAGAGUUUCCCUGAUUUCAGGGUUAACAAACUCGGAUUUUCCACUAAACCUGCUACGUGAAACGGACCCCAGGACUCCUUUACACCAAUAGAGGCAGAAAUGAGCAGUGUGUGAGAGAACCAGACUCACAAACACACACCUGUGAAUACAGUUUACCAGUGAAGAACCUGAAUGUGUCUGAUGCUGUGACCUAUUACUGUGCUGUCAUCUCAUGUGGACACAUACUAUUUGGAAACGGGACCAAACUGGACUUGGCGAGUAAGUACAAAGUUUUGGAGACAAAAAUGAUAAUUGAGGCAUAAACCUCUCUGUAAUUACAGUAAUUUCCAAAAGACAUUUUUUUACACAAGAGGAACAGCAGUGUCAUCAAGCCAAGCUAAAUGCAAACUAGCAUUUUGAUCAAAAAUGUACGGGCUAUAAACCUUUCAUCACUUUUGCUGCUUAAUGACUUGGCUGUAUUUGGUGCUAGAUUUACAUUGAAAAAUGUUUAUUCUUUGGGGUACUGUGGUCAUUAGCACUGAGAGUUAUUACUAAAAGAUGGUAAAAGAGGUGCACAUGGCUUAGCUUUGUGCGUUUCUGUUAGUUUCAGUUGCAUUCACGAGACCACAAAUGCAGAGUUUGGUGGUGACUCAGGCUGUAGUUUUUAGGUCACGCCACUCUCAGAUAAAGCAGGUGUUUCAGGAACAUCCUGAGGUCAGAAAAAUAUUGGCACUUCUAAGCCUUCUCUAAAAAUCUCAAGAUUGUUGUACCAAUAAAACAAUCUUGAGAUUGCGUACUGAAGACCAGCUUAUUUGUGGUCUAAGGUGCAGAUGUCUUCAGCUUCCUCAAGACAGCACUCAACCACCUUUGCACCUGAGCACACUUCAGAAAAGGGGAAGAAAAUAACGCUUGCACUUCUCAGAAAGAUACAGAAAAGUUCAAUAUAGAUGUGUAUUAGCCUGACAUGUUAACUGGGUAUGACUCCUGAUAUCUCACAAUCAACAGAAAAGGUGUACUUUCCCUAUCUACUGGUGUAUUUUCUGAUCGGAGGUUGGACAAUCACCACCAUACUGCUGGUUUUCUUGGUGUGCAGGAUGAACAAAAGAAGCCACCAAUGCAAAGGUAAGUGGUAAUAUCUGCAAAGAAGUAUUUACUGAAGAUGGCAUGUAAAUGUUCUGAGGUUUUUUAUUUUUCAUUUCAUAACAGAGUGCAAGGAAACAAGAGCCCCCAUCACAUUUGCAAAGGUAAAUACCAUCUGUUUAAAGUAACGGCUGAUUUAUUGCAGAUUUUCCAGACUUAUUUAAUAUGAACUGUCUCAUGAUUGAGUCAGGGCCACUUUUUCAAAGUUUUGUGUAAAGAGUUUGUGAUCUCAUGGGAAUCUACAGGUUUCUUUUGAACCCAUGACUCAGACACACAAAAAAAAGAAGAGUGACCGAGAGGUUAAAUAAGUAAAUACAGACAAACACUUUCAUGCCCUUUUGCAGGUUAACAAAGCCCACCGAUCAAGAGUGCAGAGGAACAACACCUGGAGUGAAUGUGUGUACUUCAGUGUUACAGAGUAGAGGUGGACAAGUUUGGACUUUUGAGUUGAAAUAACGUUUGAUAACUAUUCAUCUCAACUAUAAUCAUGUAAUCAUCUGUUGUGUGGAAAUUCAUGUCCCCUGAGUAAGAAACAAAGUGAUCAGUGCUCUGUGUUUCUGAAGUAAGAGUGAAUCCUUGCACCACAGACACACUGAGUUUUAACCCACGCUGUUAUGUGUUUGCGAUCAUUUGUAGAACUGACAAAAUGCACUUAAAAUCAUGACCUGUAUCUUCAAACUUACCAACCCAUAUAUUUUUUGUAGCUGUAGUAAGUAAAAGUUGAAUUUCUUUUUUUGACUUGCUGUGAAUUUUUGACUUUGAGUGAAACUUGCUAACUUUCUGAUUUUUAGUUGUAAAAGGUGAAACUUGCUGAGAUGCUGUAGAUGGGUCCACAGUCACACUGCAAGAAGCUCAAGAUAGAAUAACCACCUUGGGAUUGUUACCAUGGAAACAAGAGUUAAAUCGGAAGAUAGUAAUUUAUUUGUUGGGGGGGCAGAGGAAGGUGGGGGUUGGCAGGUGAAUGAGCGGGGAUUGUGGGACUGUUAUGAGAUGACCAGAGGUUAUUGUGAGGAGGAGGGGGGGUGGCCUGGGUGUGGAAAGAUGGGCUGCUGAGUGCAGACUGUCAGACGGGUGAGGAGUGGAUCAUAUACUGGAUGUUGUAAGAGAGCAUUCGGCUACCCCGCCUGUUGGGGUGGAUCCCAUCAGGACUGAAAAGUGAUGCUCGGUCGCAAAACAGAUUAAAAUUGUCAAUAAAACCGAAGUUGUGGGUGGGGCAUGUGGAUUGGAGCCAGGUAUGGAGGCUGAGGAUCCUGCUAAAACGUUCUGCUCCACGACCGAGAGUGGGGAUCGGGCCAGAGAUAAAAACUGUCUUUCCAGUGUCCUUUAAAACGUUAAAAAGCAGGUUAAAUUCCCUCUUUGGGAUUUUGGACUGCUUAAGGGACGUGUCGUUUGAGCCAAAAUGGAGCACAAUCCCCCCCCCCCCCCCCCAUUUCAUUAUACAAUAUACAGUUGCAUAACAUCAAAACUACCAAACUGUGUAACUUACAUAGCCAUUUCCCUCCAGAUCCUUGAGAAAGGGGUACUGUGUGACAAGUGCUUUAACUACAUCCAGUGGUAGGAUACCUGUGAGAGGGAAUAGAUUAAAGAAUAAUGCUAUGAAUACUUCACCAUAUAGCCACUAUUUAAAAGUAAGAAUCAAAGUUCAUCAUGACAUGAGCCUUGACCUGUCAGGUACAAGUAAAUUUGGCUCUGAAAUGUAACUGCUUGAAAUAUGUUAUUAAAGCAAUGACAGUGACACUGCAGCAAAUUAAUGAGCUACAUCUAAACUGUGGACAUUUCUGACUCACAUUGUGUAUUCUAACAUUGCCUCUUGUAGAACAUGAAUGAUCCUAUGUCGAUCUCGGGAUGACCUCUGACAUGCUUCCUUGUUAUCAAGCCUGUUCUGAAGGUGUUUAGGGAAAGGAGGAAUAACAAACACAACGGGAAGUCUCCCAUUUGCCUUAUUUCUGACAGGGUGUGAAAGAGAAAGAAAUUUGUGUUACCAGUAAACAGGAUGUCACAAAAGCAACAAAUUAGUAGUGCAAUAUGUUUAAGCAUUUUUAAUUGCAGGUUUUUGCACUUGACUUGAGUAUUUCCAUUUUAUGCUUCUUUAUAGCCUGCUUCUACUCCACUAUUACCCCUUUUGCCAAUUUCAACUUGUAACUCUACUUCAUAUUAGUGAAGUGAAUGUUACUUUAAGGUUUAAAAUUUUUAUACCCUUCCUGUUCUCUGAAAAUCAAUUAUCUCCAGAUGUGAAGUUAAGAUUUUCCCUUAAAUAUUGACUGAAGUUUCCUAAGCAAUGUGCUACUACAAAAAGGGGGGGAUCACUAGGAAAUGCCUGACAGAGCUGAAACAGUUAGGCCUUUCAGAGAGAGUUCUAAUGGAGCUAACUGGUUAGCCAUGUUUCAAACACAAUGUGAUCUUCUGAAUAUGAAGCAUUGCUGUAGAUCAAACUACUCCACCGUCUCUUUAUGAUUUGAUUAGUUUAAGCUCAAAGGAAAAGUUCUAUUUUUUCUAAAUCUGGACCUUAUUUCUGGCACAAAAUAAUUUACUCAUAUAUCUUAGGUGUUAUUACAAGAACUUCAGAAGAUAUUUAGAACCAAAUGGAGAGCUGCGCAUAUCCACAUAAUGAGAGUGAAAGGGGCACAGAGAAUGCCGGCUCUAAUAAUGCAUUGCUUGUCGCCAAACAUAUAAUUUUCCCCAAUAUGUUACUAUUCCCCAAUAUGUUUUGAUUUGCUAAUGUUAUUCCCCUUUGAUUCUUGAGUUGUCUGUAAUCAUCUGGAGUCUUUUGAUUGACCUACUAUUAUUUUGAAAUGGACAUCGUCAUCUCAAAAUGCUUGGGAUGCUCUUAGAUCAUUUUGCUAAUAAUGUGUACUGUUUUGCAUGCAGAAGGUGCACAUUUUUAGUAAUAUGAUAUGACUGAAGUAUAAGGUGUGAAAAUGCAAACAUAAUUAUUAGCACUUAUGACAACAGUAUUCAACAUUCUACUCACUGACACCUUGAAAUACAUUUUAACUCACAAUUUUAAUUCUUUGCCAAACUCACCCUUCUUUAGUGACAGGUUGUGGCUGUACAUAAAAUUCUUCAGGCACUGGUUCUAAUGUAAGUGUAACUAAUUCAUUCUUCAGCUCCCGAACAAAUUUAUGGAACUUUGCUUGCGAACAAUAUCAUGUUAUCUGUCAAGCCACACUCCACUGUUUCUCCACCCACUUCAUUAUCUGAAAGAAUUGUUACAGAGAGAGAGAGAGAGAGAGAGAGAGAGAGAGAGAGAGAGAGAGAGAAAACAAAACAUACAAAGGAGCAUAAAGUGAGUACAUUUACCACAUCUUGAGCAAAAGCAAAAUUACCUGACCCUGGUAAGCUAGGAACUAUCAUGAGUCUUGUAUGUCCGGGGACGCAAUCCAAUAUACACUUUACUGUUGCAUGUUUGGCAGCACUGAAUACAUGGUUGUCCAUGAAUGGUUGUUUGUACAUUUUUAAAUCAAAUGUAUCGCAUCCAGUGGCGGUUCUAGACUAAAUUACUCCCCAGGGGAGACCCCAUCCAAGACAAUUUUUAUGGUGCAUAUUCUCCACCUCCAACAUUGCAAAAGACAAUGGGGCAAUUCUGCAUAAAACAGGAUAUCAGAGCUUAAAUAAUAAACAUACAUUAUAUACAUAAAAGUCAAAAUAUUUAACAAAAAUGUAACAAGACAGCACAAGAACAGAAGAAUAAUAUAAAAUAUUAAAUAAAAUAUUAACUAAUAAUCGUACAUAGCAAAUCACACAAAUUUGAAAACACACUAAAUAAAAUGUGAUUGUUCUAUGAACAGAAAACACAAACUAAAACUAAAACCUGACCUUUCUUGCCUUCCUUGAUGCAAAAUCCUGGCAGAGUGAGAGCAAUCCUGAGAGCAGAGCUGCCCCCGUGACCCCCUCCUCAUCUCGUCUCAUACACUCUGUCAGCCUCUGUGCAGCACCUUCGCAGCAAGCAGGGGUGCCUACAGCAGCAGGGGGCACCAAUUUGACAAGAGUUAAAACAAAACCGCUUUGCGGUGCAGAUUUAUUAUUAUUAUAAUCUUUUUUUUUUUUUUGGAGGUGCUCGUGCCACCCCCUAUGAGUUAUCACACAAAUGCCGCCCUGGGCGGCUGCCCUGUUCUAGAACCGCUACUGAUCGCAUCUUAGCACUACUGUGAGAGGAGUCAUUAGCCAUAAGCUACCUGUUUCCCGCACCGCUGUAUGCCUGCGGUCGAAUGUGGUAAACGCAACCAAAACGGAUACACCAUAAUGUUGUUUGUUGUGAUCAUUCAUCCAGUCGCCGAACGGCUGUUAGAUAAGACUGCGUUUUAUGCACCAAAACUCGGUCCACUGACAAUGAAGUAGCAGCAGAACAGGCAGCAGGAUAGAGGCCAACCAAGCAACAGCAGCAGAAGCUAUCAGGGAAACAGCAACAGCAACUCAGGCUCACAAACGGAGCAACGGAGCCUCAGCGGGAAGAGUUGACUUGAGGUAGAAGUACAAAUGUGGACCCUCGGGGUACAUUUUCAAUCACCACACCACACAAUGUCACCUUUUAGUACCGGUGCCGAAUGUUGUUUUUCUUUUUUUCCUGGUGCUUGUUCUCUCGACACCCAGUGAAGCAGGUACUAAAAAGUAGCACCAAGCACCAGGGAGCAGGUACUCUCUCUCUCUCUCUCUCUCUCUCUCUCUCUCUGUCUCUCUCUCUCUCACUCACCCACAAACACACAAAAACACACACACACACACACACACAAUAUCAUUUGUAUGUAUUAAGAUAAUAGAAGAAUUUCUAAUUGUUUGUUUAUAAAUCAUACUGUGUGCCUUGCAAUUUUAUGUUUGGGCCAACUCUAAUGUUGAAUUCACUGGUGUUGUCUGGGGUUUACUUGAAAAUAGAGACCCCCCCCCCCAUCAUUCUACCCCCGUUUGUGGGGAAAAAAAUGGUACAGAUGUGGACCCCUGGUCAUUGUGGAACUUAUAUGUACCCUUUUGACCCAAAUAACAGACAUAUGAGUACCAUGUGGAUCAACUGAGAACCUUUCAGGGUACAUCAACAGCAGUUGUACCUUAGAGAACCAAACUAAACUUCUGCCAUACCCUCUUUUCUGAGAGUGCACAUGCUUUACGCCAUCAGCUCAAGGACGAGUUGGGGGAAAUGGAGAAGAUGGCCAUAAUCGAGAAGGUUACUGAGCCAACAGACUGGGUUAAUGCGCUGGUGGUUGUAGAAAAGCCCAAAACAAGAAAGCUCAGGAUUUUUUUAGACCCCUGCCCAGUGCUUAAUUUGUGCCGGAGCAAGCCAGAGUGCGCUCUGGGACCUCUUUGAUCGAAUCUGGGACCUAUUUCAGCCGCUCCAGCACCUGUUUGAUCUGCUAUGGGACCUUCCCUGUCAAUAAUGAACUGUGUUUUUAUCUAUGUGUUCUCUGUGUUUUAUUUCUCUCUGAAGUUACACCUAUUGGCUUAUUUCUUAUGUUUUUUCUCAGAAAUUAGGUAAAACAGGGGGAAAAAGUGAUUUAUGCCGUCACGUGUCACAACGCAAUGCGCAUUGGGAUGGUUUUGUUUCCGUACCGGCACCGCGCACAAAUAGGUAAACAACACUAAACAGCCAGUUGACUAACAACACACAAACUACUGUUACUGUUAGCCUACUGCUAAAAUGUCGAAGAGACAAACAAAACUGUCAACUUUUUUUAACCAGUUGGUCAGCCAGACCCCAAACUGGUCAAAGUUGUUUUGGAGGCAGAUGCCAGCUCUGCGGAUACCCAGGGUGGUGACAGCAUAAUAGCCGCUGCAGAUGUGGUCUGCGCUGUCAGCAGGAGCACGGAUGAGGAGGAGCAGUGAUGUCAGUCCACGGGGUGCGUGAAGAGGAUGAUAUAGAUAACCAGGACAAAUCAGAGAGUGACAGUAACAAUGAAGGAGUCGAGAAGGAGGAGGAGGACGUGGCUGCGGGUGAAGGAGAGACCCAGACUGCAUGGGGUGUGUAGACUAAAGCUGAGUUCAAAAUUAAACAAAGUUUUUAUUCCUGGCUUACAGUGGACAAGUCAGGUUUUGGCUGUAAAACAUGUAAAAAAAGUCGAGUCAUUGGGCCCAGAAAAAACUGCAGGCAUGAAACUGGCAAAAGAGUGGGUCACAAGUUCUGUCACAUCCUCCGCUACAGGCUUACAGAAGCAAAAAAGGGCUUCAAGGAAAAAGAUCUGUGAACAUGGGAAGACUAAGGCACACAGAGCAGCAGAGCAUAUUUUGGAGAGAGCAAAAGAUGACACAUUGCCAACUGCAGUGAUCAAUUACCAGUCCGAGCAUAUGCAAACAACUGCAAGGGUUUUCCGUACAGCUUAUAAGGAGGCCAAGCGUCACAGACCAGUGUACGGCUUUGAGCACGAAAUAGACUGCCAGCAGCUGAAUGGUGUGGAGAUAGGGAAGAUUCUUUACUCCAACGCUUCGUGUUGCAACAUACAACAGUACAUCUCAUCCGAAAUGAGAGAAAAACUGCUUGACAAGAUAGUUGAAUGUGCUCCAAAAAUUGCGCUCAGCCUGGAUGAGGCAACCAGCUUAAAUAAAAAGAGCGCAUUAAUUAUUUCUUGAUCUUGUCAAGUUAGAAGAUUUCAGUGCUGAAGGCAUUGUCCACAAACUACUGGCUUGUUUAAAGGAUGCCAAGUUAACUGAAGCCUUUCUCUCAAACAUGCUCAUCGGUCUCACUAGUGACGGCACGUCAUGGAUGCUCGGUCGUAAUAGCGGAGUGGCAGCAAGGUUACAAACACUGUUCCCCAAAAUAUUAGUAUGGCACUGCUCUGCCCAUCGUCUUGAGCUAGCUGUCGGUUAUGUGAUGAAAGAAAUAGGGGCCAUUAACCACUUCAAAAUGCUGAUGGAUAAGCUGUAUAGCCUGUACAGUACAUCAAAUAAAAACAGAUUGGAAGUGAAAAGUGCUGCCAACAGUUUAGACCUGCAGUUGUGUAAAAUUGGUCGGGUCCUGGACAAUAGAUAGGUCGCAGCCAGUUUCAGAAUGGUUGAAGCUGUGUGGAAAAAUUAUCCUGCACUCCACAAACACUUUGCCCAUGCAGCAGAGGAUGGGGCACGUGACUGCUCCUCCAGGGACACCUACAGUGGCAUGGAAAAAAAAGUGUCCUCAUAUGCAUUUGUCAACAACUUGGGAAUAAUGUAUGAUACACUACAAGAACUGUCGGAACUGUCCCUUGAGCUCCAAAAACAAGAAUGCACAAUCAUAAUGGCACAUAAAGCCAACUGUCAGCAGGUCCGGGUCUUCAAAGCCAUGUCAACACGACCAGGACAUCACUGCGAACUGACUAAGAAGGGAAUUGAGGAGAUCUCAUUCCAAGGUGUCCCACUACAUGCAGGAUGAGCCAAUGAUCGAACCCUGGACCACACAAUUUUUUUGAAAGCCUGGCACGCAAUCUGGAAAAACGUUUGCUGUCACAGGGAGAACACCAGACAGGAUCCAAGUCAUAUAACAAGUUAAUUGACGACUUAAAAGUCCUGUACCUGCAAUAUUGGCCACAGGAUGCAAGCGCACUGUAUAGGGAACAUGAAGUUGAGGCGCUCUGCCAGCAGCUUGGCAUUGAUGAUGAUCUGCGAAGUGUCAUUCGGGCAUACAGAGAAUACCGUGACAAUGACGGAGAAAUGAUCCCAGAUGGACUGAAGGGCCUCUUUGCUGUGGUCAACACUCUCUCCAUCUCAAGUGCAGAGUGUGAAAGAGGUUUUUCUCAAAUUAAUCUAAUCUGCACUGCAGAAAGGGCAUCUCUCAACACGUCCACCAUCUCCUCCCUACUGUUUCUGUGUCUUGUUGGACCACCACUGACUCGUUUCAACCCCAUGCCAUAUGUGAAGUCAUGGAUUGCUAAAGGACAUAGAAGCGCCCUAAGCCAGAGGAGUAAAACAAGAAGUAAGAAUAAGGAUCAGGAGGCUCCAUGGAUGUUGUGUGGGCAGUUUUCGACAGAUAAAUUGACAGGUAAGCACACGUUGUUUAUUGCUAUUUUUCUGUUGUGCAGUGUUAUUGAUUAGGAGCGAUGUUUGUGCUGGGUGAAAUAAUGAGUGUUUAGCGAGUGAAAACAUGGUGUAAAGUCCCAUCAUUGCUACAUUUGUAUAUCGGCAUUUUGCAGUCAACACCUUGGACAGUCACAGAGCAAGCUGCGCUGUUUGGUGCCAUGUGGAUGCGUGUGCGUGUACGCGUGUGUGUGUAUACAGUUGCAGCGUGAUUGACAACGCGUCACAGUGACAGUGUGACACUCUGUUUAGGCUUUCUUUUUAAAAUAGAACAUUCAGUCCUAAGUCCAUUUCCCCGCCAUUUGAAGGGAAACUACAUGGAGCGAGGACAGGAGAGCCAGUGAGUCAGAGAGACAGCAGGAGGCCUUUCUGGUGACUACAGUUUACAAGAGAAGACAAUUGGUCAACAAGCAUGAAGUUAUUCAUGGACAAAGCACACAACAACGUGGCAAAUAGACAGGACAUUUAACCAAACUGUAUCUGCUGCCUGUCAAGUUUGGUUGGAUACAUUAUUACUGUGCAGUGUGCACAACUCAUCAUUCUAGUGAUGUUUGGUCAUUUAUGUUUUCAAUUUCAUCCUUCUAAAUAGAGACCUUUUUGUGUAAUUUUUUCAUUAUUUUAUAUUCUGAGGUUUUUGUUAAAUUUAUUGUAUUUUAUUUUUCUGAUGUGGUGCUUAGGUGACAGUGACACACUAAGAGAAAGACUGGCUAUACUGGUGUCAAAGAAAUCUGUUAACAAUAAAAAUAUGUAUGUUUGCAAUACGUCAGUUAUUUAUAUUGCUCAUUCCAAAUUGAUUCCAAGUGUUCUGAUGGGCCACAUGGUGUGCCAAAUGUUGCUGCAAAUGUUAUACUAGGUAGGCGCGGAAAUUGAGGUGAAAAAGACAAUAAAAACGCGUUAAAAACCCAAGAAAAAAGCACAUUUUUACGGCGCGCGUGCUCCAGAGGGGGACCCGCCACCUCCUGGAGGACAAAUUAAGGACUGCCCCUGCCCCCUGAAUGACGCCAUCCAGAGACCCUACUAUCCUCUCCCUACUCUAGAUGACAUUACCCCUAGACUAGCAGGUGCACAGUAUUUCGGUGUACUAGAUGCCAGGUCUGGGUACUGGGCAAUAAAACCGAUCCAUAAGUUAUCCAUCCUGACCACAUUCAACACCAUCUAAGGCAGAUACAGGUUCAGACGCCUCCUGUUUGGGAUUGUACCCGCACAAGAUGAGUUCCAGAGACGGAUAGACGAGGCCUAUGAAGGGCUUUCAGGCGUCGCCGCCAUUGUGGCUGACAUCCUAGUCUUUGGCUGCACACAAGAGGAGCACAAUGUCAACCUGCACGCCAUGCUAGAGCGAACCAGACAGAGAGGAAUGAAGCUAUACAAGGACAAGAGCAUUAUGGAAGACAUCAGGGCUGCGACAGCAAGACUCUCAACUCACAACCUUACAGAAGAUGAUUUGGUCAGGAUGGCCAGAUACAGUGAAACAAUGUCCCCCUACCUUCGCUGAAUAUUUGAACCACAGGGAUGAAAUCACUAAAGUGAAUGGCAUUCUACUGAAAAGAGAAAAGAUAAUCGUGCCACAUUCACUCAGGUCUGACAUGCUUGCACGCAACCACGUAGGCCUCUUGGGCAUGGAAAAAUGCAAGCAGUGGGCGAGACAUGUCUUAUUUUGGCCAGGGAUGUGUAAACAAAUAGAGGCACUGGUUGGAUCAUGUGACAUCUGCCUCGAACGACCCUACCAUGGUAGGGUAAACUUCAAUAUUCUAAAAGUGCAAUGCUAAUAAUGCAGAGUUGAUCAAGCUACACUGUGCAAUCCAGCAAACUGCUAUUAUAUGCAUGACUUCCUACUCUCUGAGCUUGUACAAGGGUAAUUUUUUUAAACACUAUGUGCUUGGAAAAUAGCUCUAUUUCUAAUGUUCUGUUGUUAUUAUAAUUUCAUUGUAUACCUCUUCAGAAACACAAAGGCACAAAGAAACAACACCCCCCCAAACAAGAAAGUGCAUGGGUGCUAAGAGACAUCAAACACAUGUGACCAGAAGACCCACUGAUGGUUGGCUUUAAUCUUUCUUUAUACUCUGUCUGGGUUGGAAACCAGUGAGCUCAGACCUUUUACCAUCACUGGGUGAGAAUGAGAUAGAAAAACCUCAACAACAGACACACAGUACUGCAGCUCACAACAGUGAGCAUGUGAUUAUUUCCUAUAUCAAAUGAGACCACUACAUGUCAGCCAAUGAAAAGGCAGCCUGUUCUGUUAAGAGGCGUGAAACAGUCAGUUUUCUUUCAUUCGGUACAACGACUGAAGCACGAUGACAUCUCUGAAGAUCGUCUUCAUAUGUUUGGUCCUGGGAGAAAUCAGUAAGUUGUGUUUUUCUCUUAUGAUCCUCUUCUUUUAAUCAAAUCAUAGCAAAUAACUGUAUUUAUGUCCCCUCUCUUUUCACUUCAGCUCAGACAACUGUUCUGAAAUCCUCUUCAUCUGUUCAUCGAGAAAAAAGAGAGACUGGAGAGGAUAUAAGUUUGAAAUGUGUCAAAGGUUCUGGUGCUUCACGGGUUUAUUGGUUGAAGCAAAGUCUUGGGGAGGAACUCAGGCUCAUCUCGACCUUCCCCUACUUUGGAACAAAAUCUAAUUUUCAUGGAGAAUUCAAGAACAAUUCACGAUUCUCACUAGAUGCUCAAAAUAUCAACAAUCAUUUGACAAUCUCAGAUUUGCGAAGAUCAGAUUCAGGUACUUAUUACUGUUUAGGCUCAGGUCACUACAGCCUGAACAUUUUGAAGACCAUUCAUGUCAGUGUGAAGAGCUCAAGUUUGAACAUCCCAGCUGUGGUCCAUCAGUCAGAGUCUGAGACCAACCAGUUUGGAGGCUCUGUGACUCAAACUGAGACCUGUGAUGGAGAACACAGUGUUUACUGGUUCAAAAACUCUGAAGAGUCUCAACCAGGACUCCUUUACACCAAUGGAGGCAGAAAUGAGCAGUGUGUGAGAGAACCAGACUCACAAACACGCACCUGUGAAUACAGUUUACCAGUGAAGAACCUGAAUGUGUCUGAUGCUGGGACCUACUACUGUGCUGUCGUCUCAUGUGGACACAUACUGUUUGGAAACGGGACCAAACCGGACUUUAAAGGUAACAAAUAAUCUCAUCUGAUGUUUGAGUUCCCCAGCUGCCAGGUCAAGAAAAAGGGUGUACAUGCAAAUCCACGUGCCUGGAUCACAUAUCUGAAAUCACAGUUAAAUUAUACUUGCUAAUUUGCCAUUAUGGUGUACAUGGUUUUGAAUCUAUUUGUAUGAUUUAUAAACCGUAAAUGUGGAUUUGUAAUCUGUGUUCACAGAUUUUCAUGUGAGCCAUAUAGUUGAAACAACAUGAUUAUAUUGAUAAAAGCUUGUGGCUCCUUUUGAUAUAUCUGACUCUUGACUUUGUUUCAAAGCCGAAAUAAACUAUAACUACAAUUAAUACUACUACUCUUUUUUUAAUAGACCGGGUGAGCAGCACAGUCUUGGUGCAUUUCUUGAGUGGAGCUUUGAUAUUUGUGGCUAUCAUAGUAGUUGUGUUGGCCGUCCUACUGUACAAGUCAAACAAAAGGAACAGUUCCCAAUCUCAAGGUACAGUAACUACACUUUUUUCUGCUAAUGACUCCAUGAAUUUGAAGUUAAAGGGUGUUUUGCGAUUUUUCUUAACUAGAUGCUGUAGCAAGAUUUUCAAGAAACCUGGAGGUAAGAAUCUUCCCUUUCUCUUGUAAAGGUCAAAGAUUAUUUGAAAGUAUUGUAACUUCACAAAACAGUUUGUUCUUUAGACAUGGUUUGAGCUACUUUAACUGUCCAUAUCAUGAGAAAUGUGUAUCUUUCAUAGGCUCAUAGAGAAGCUGACAACCUCUUUUAUGCUGAUGUGAGGGUUAAAAAGCCCAACGCAUCAAGAAGACAGAGAAACACGACCAGCGAGUGUGUGUACUCCAGUGUGAAGAAAUAGAAGUCAAAAUAUUUUACUUUAGUUAGACUGUUUCCUCAUUUCAUGUGGUUAUAUUUCUGAAUUUAGUUACACUCAUUAAUGGGUCUUCUAAGGCUCCUGUGAGGAACUUUCUAUCUGUGAUGAUUUUGGAAAAAAUUGUCACCCUUACAUCAUGGCUGGUUCAGUUUUGUUCUUGUAAAUUGGUUUUAAUUGACAGAGAAAACUCCUGUUUUAAUUUUACAUUGAAAUUAAUUAGUCACUGUAAAUAUCUGCUGUGGAAAAAUUGACAACGGCUGUUCAUUCAGAGCACCGACCACCUCACAGCAAGUACAGGUUUAAAAAAAGAUAUUAACGGAAUUGAUAACCUUGAUGUUAACUGUCUUAUUUGAACACCACAGAGACACAGCACUGUUUGACUAAGCCUGUUUUUUUUUCUUCCAAAAAUUCAUCUCAGGAGCUUUAAUAUUUUCUAUUGAGAUUUUGCGCUGAAUUUGAGUGAAUCAUUUUUUUUGGCAUGUAAAUAAAACCUUAUAUUUUUGUUGUUGUCCUUUGUCCAAAGACCUUUUGAAUUAUUUCCUCAUAGCUUUACCUGUAUUAAAAACUGUGUAGUUUGUUUAACUCAUUUGAAAACUUUCCUUUUGCAGUCUUAAUAUCCAAAGUCACAAAGCACAGCAACAAAGCAAAUACUAUAUUAUGAUAUUUAUAUUAGUUAACAUUAAUAUUAAACAUCAUACUUUGAGCAACAUUAGUAUUCGAAUUUUCGCUCCUUAAUAUCGCAGCUUCUCUACACCUCAGAGGAAUAUUGCUACUCUCACUCAAUAAUGUUGGUGCUUCUUUGUGGAUUUGGAAUGAUAACCCUCAAUGUGAGAUAAGCCAUAAAUAGAUAACCACCUGCAUACUUUUUGAUUUUUUUUAAAAUUUAUUUUCUUUAUUUUAGGAGUUUUUCCCCAUUCUUACCAGUUGUAACUCAUCUGUGAUAACCACUCUUUGUAACUGAUUUUUUUCUUACAUGAAUUAAACACAUAUAAAUCAAAUGCGUGCCAGUUGACUUCACAGGUCAUUUUUCUUAUGGUGAAACCUUAUUUAGACGUUAAUGCUGUGAUACCAUUAUUUCAAUACAUAACUAAAUGCAAAACCCCACUUCUAGCUCUGAACUUUGUUCUUUAAUUUCUUUUUAAAAGUGUGACUUUUUAUCUCUUUCAUUUCUACCUCUCCUUUGUCCGUAUUAUUACCAUCUGGUGCUGUGUACUCUUUACUUAAAGGAGGAGAUUUAUCUCUGCAUUCAGAUCAAGUUGUCAUGUUGAAUUCGGUAUUUUUCUACUUUCGUUAUGUAUCAGUUUAAUGUCAGCACUUUCAUUGUCACAAGAUUUAACUCAGCUCUAAACUCUCUGCUACAUUAUACUACGUAAUAAAUCAGAUUAGUGAAUGAGGACAGAGCUAAACUCCCUGAUAGAGGGAUGGAUCAAGCCUUUGAAAACCUUAAAAAAUGGGUUGAUUCUCUACAAUUAACAGUUCAACUACACAAGACACACAACUACCUGUUACCUGCCUGUCUGUGUUUAUCUGCCUCCAGAAAGGAUCUCAUGCUGCAUCUUUUGGAUCAAACCAUCUACAGAGAGAGGGGUGGAUGCUUUUUUGUGGUUUAAUAAAAUUAUACUUGUGUUGAUUCAUUGUACUUUUAUUGAUUUAAGAAUCAUACAAAAAUUAUGUUUAAAAAAAAUAAGGUAAGAGUAUAAAUAAAAACUCUUUAAAACUUAAACAAUUUGAGCUAUUUUGAAAUUAAUAAAUAAAUGACAAUGAAAUGCACAUUAAAAUGAUAUUCUGGUGUAAAUUUAAGUUAUGGUCAAUCACACCAUAACACAGAGUUAGACUCCCCCUUGAGAGAUGAAUGUUGCCACUGAGUGCAGCGGAAAAUUUAUAAUUAUUACGUCAUGGAAAAGCAAUCAGACUGAGAGGCUAAAGCAGAAAAACUUACACAUCUGCAGUGCACAUACAAGACACACAAGAACUCUGAUUGUAUUUCCAUGAAGUAAUGAUCAUAAAUGUUCUUCCCUGAGCUGUGAAACUCUCGUGCAUUCUGUGAUUGACUCAUCAGGGCUUCCCCUGACAAACAAGCGGCUGCAGGAGGAGAGUGGGUGAGUUGUGUUUGGUCUCUUUGCAAAAGAAACCAGGCAAAGCUAAAAAGAUGUUUGGUGGCUAGUACUUUGGCUGGGACCCUUUAUGUACUGUUGAUGAUGUUAGGUGCCGUUCUGAGCAUUAUUUGUGGCUAUAGAGUAGCUUUUUGGUCGAGGUUUGCACAUGGAGACAAACAUUGCUGUGUCUUACUAUUGUAAAGUUGUUGCUGAAGUUGGUGUAACUAGAGAAGCAAGCAGUUGGCAACAUUCAUCUCUUGAGGGAGUUAGCUUGUAUUGGCUCAUUCACACCAAAAAUGUCACUGCCUCAGCUGAUUCUGUCGCCACCUCCCCCUACCGUGCCACCACUCCCAGCUUGGCUGACCUCGGUACGCCUCGGUCAACCAAAAUACCAAACUGGCUGUAUGCCUGGCUCUGCAAGACGAGAAUACCACUGUGCAGGAAGCGCCACACUCCACCGCACCAUCGGCAGGCACAAAAAUAGAGUCAACUCAUCUGCCAACUUUGCUUCUCUCCCAUCUCUCCUUUCUCCACCGUCAGUUUCAGUUGAAGAUCCAGCAUCCAAAAUUUAGGCCACAAUUUCCUCACACUCUAAAACUUUCUUGCACAUAAAUCUGAGUUCUUGUUGAUGAAGUAAGGCAAAAGGGGCGGAGCAUAGCACACAUUCUGGUUUUACAGAAGAAAGAGAGGGUGUGCUUUAUUUAUCUUUCAGGACAAAAUGAGUGAGACACAGCAGGCAGCACCGCACUGUCAGUAUUUUUAAUUAUCCAGCUCUACUGUUAAUCAGUGUUGCUUUUGUUAGCUUGUAGAUAGACAAAAUACUAUCUGAACUGUUGCAGCUGAGUGUUCGGUAAUGUUGACAGUGUUUUUGCCACGCUUUAUGCUGGUUGGUAUUUUCUUCAGUGUCACUGUUGCUAAUUUCAGCUAUCUUUCCACUUCACCCCUUAUUGUUUUUCUCUUCUUCUAUUGGUUAUAUACUGUAAAUGUACAUCAACUCAACAGAGAAAAACUUACAGCCAAUAGCAUGCAUUGAUGCAAAGAGAGGCCAGACACACAAGCAGCCAGAUGGCCAACUGAUGGUUGGCUCUACUAACCAGUACAGUAAACUAGACUAAUGUACUAGCCUCAACUUUAGAAACAUGGAGGUACAGAGUGAUGACAUCCUUCGACCAAAGAGUCAGCAACAGAGUAAAAACACCUCAGAAACAUGCAGCUCGAGGUGUGUCAAAUGUAUUUUUGGCCAAGGGGGGAGUACUCGAGAAAAACAGGAAAGAGUGAGUGAGCAACACCCCAACAACAACAACUCACACAUGAAAAGAAUGUGUCACAGUGAGCAUGUGAUUGUUUUUCUGAUAUUAAAAGCUGCUUUUUUUCUGUUGGCCAAUAAAAAGUAACCUGGUCUGUGAAGAAUUGAGAAACUGUCAGUUUUUUAUCAUUUACUACAACAACUGAAGCACAAUGGCAUCUUUACAGUUAGUCUUCUACCUGACAUGUUCGGUCCUGGGAGAAAUUUGUAAGUUGCCUUUUCUUUUCUCAUUUGAACUCAUGUCCACUUCAAGAUGAAUACAUUUGAUCCUUUGUCAUGUCAUUUGUCACUGGCUGAGUAACUGAAACUCCUUUAGAGAAAACAAUAUCAAAUCAAAUGAUUGUUGUCGUGCUUUUAUUUUGAAACUUUCUCUGUUUUGUUUUUUGUUUGAGUCACUUCCUGCAUAUUAAAACUAAAUUGUUUUGAAGUAAACUUUACUUCAGGUAGAACUUGCAUUACAGAACUGAAUAAUAACUGUUAAAAGAUCAUUUUAAAUACAUGAAUGUUCAAUUAAUUUGGAGCCUGAAGAAGCACAAUCUCCAGUGCUGCUUUUGUCAACAUGUCAAACGUGGCAUGACCACAAAGUGGGCUUUUCAAGAAUACUGUUUCUUUACCCUGUCAGCACAUAGGAACUGUCGGCUCUCUUCUAAAGAGAGGUUUCCAGGAUGGUAUGGCAGACAGCUCUCUGCCCAGACAAUCUGAAACAGACUGCACACAGCUUAUCUCUUCUCUUCACAGGGCUGUUCUUUACUGUCACGCCUGUAUUCAUUGGUGUUGGUGAUUCAACGCAAAAUAGAGUGAAAUGGUUGAGAAGACAUUCUGGUUGCGACAUCAGUAGGGUAACAUUGAUCAUGGAUGCAGUGUAAUACUGUAGGGCGGCAUCCCCUUCACUGGAAAAUAAGGCCUGCGAUCAUUGGAGGGAAAUGUCACUGUAGGGAGAUAUCAAGAUGAGAUUCUGCAACCAGCCAUAAACUCAUAUCUCCAAAGUCUGGGACCAAACUCUCUCCUACAAGCAGUGGCGGUUCUAGAUUAAAUUACUCCCCAGGCAAGCACCCCUCCAACCCCCCAUUUUUAGAAGGGCCCCCAGAUCCUGAGGUUUUCUGAAGUGUUGAGGUUUACAAAAAAGCUGCUAUCUCGGCCUCUGUAGUAGAUAGAAACAAAAUUGAAAAAGUAUUUGAUAGCUUAUACAUGUGGCUUUCAAGAAAGCUCUCUUUUAGUUUUAUGAACCUUCAUCACAUUUUUGAAAACCUUGAACAAACAAACUUAAAUGAAAUAAAGCGGCUGUAUAAAUAAAAGUAAAGGCUCUGCACUGGAGAAUGACAAAUAAUUUGCUUUCUGUAAAACAAGUGGCAGUCAUGAUAAAGUGUCCAUUCAAUACAAAUGUAAAUAUAGAAAAUAAGGUGUUGAAAGGGUAAACAGCUGCCCCAGUAUAGUGCCAGUACAAAAGCAGCUCUAAAAACUAGAAUAAAUAUGUGGCUGACAGUGUGUUCAUCUCUGUUCUCACCCAAAGUCAUGCAACACUCAGAAAUUGCGAUAGUGUGAGCCAAAGCACUCCAUAUGAAGAGUUUGUUCACACUGCUGGAUAAUUUUUCUCUGAAGCUGCUCUCUGCGUCCGUCAUUGUUUAUUUUACUCACGAAGCGCUUAUAGCAAGAUCCGAGCGCUUUAUUCGUCUAUCAGAGGCAGACGGGUAUGGUGAUUGGAUUCACCACGACUCCAGAAAUGAUUAAAAAACUACAAAAUGAGGUCUCCGCGCUUCCGGCUUAAGAGUAGCAAUGCGCAGCCGCGCUCCCGCUGAUAUGCUGACAUGUGUACACAGAGCAGAGCUUUCCCCCCGCGACUCUCUCACCGCCUCGUCUCACACAGUCUGUCAGCCUCUGUGCAGCACCUUCGCAGCAAGCAGGGGCGCCUACAGCAGCGGGGGGGGCGCCAAUUUGACAACAAAAAAAUGCUUUGCAGUUAAGAUUUAUUAUCAUUAUCUUUUAUUUUAUUUUUUUGGAAGUGCUCGUGCCGCCCCCCAUGAGUCAUGACACAAAUGCCGCCCUGGGCGGCUGCCCUGUUCGCCCGUGCCUAGAACAGCUACUGCCUACAAGAAGACAAUGCUACACAACAGAGUUUAUCAGAGACUACCUCCAGAAUUUGUGAGUGGAGAGGAUGGGGGGGUCUGCCAGCAGUCCUGACUACAACCAUAACACUCGUGAGAUCAGCUUGGGCGUGCUGUUCAUUCAAGAGUUCGAUUCAACACAACUAAACUGGCUGACUUUUGACAAAUGCUGGUUGAAGGAUGGGAUGCCAACCCACAGCAGCAUGUGACCAGCAUGAGGAGGAGGUCCCAGGCUGCUGUAGCUGUGUUUGGUUCUUCCACAUGUCCCUAAAGCCCCUGUUUGUUGAAUGCCCUAAGUUGGUCCUAGUCUUGUCAAAAUGUACAGUUUGAUUGGAUGAGCAGAGUCACAUGACAUAUCUUGCAAAUCUUGUUAUCGGUUUGAUAUCUGGGCUGCUAAAAUGCUGUAAAGAUUGAAAAAGAGAGAGGCUGUUUGGUCAACUGCUAAAAAUGAAUUACUUUUCUUGAAUGGAUGCAAAUGACUCAGAGAACCUCGAGAAGACCUAUGGACUAUACCAAUGAGUUCAAUCUGCCUUCUGUGUGAGUAAAUGAAAGGACAAAGAGAGAGAGAGAGAGAGAGAGAGAGACACUGGAUACAACAGAGAUCAUGUGACUGUUUCCUAUAUCAUGAUCUGCAUUUCAGGUUAGCCAAUAAAAAAGCAGCCUGGUCUGUGAAGAGGUGAGUAGAUGUCAUUUUUCUGUCAUUCAGUGCAAGGACUGUAGCACGAUGACAUCUCUGAAGUUAGUCCUCUACCUGACAUGUGUGGUCCUGGUGAAUAUUGGUAAAUUGUGCUUUUAUUUGACUUUGUUACCCCUUAAAUUUAAUGUGUGUUUACUUAAAGGUCAAAUGUUAAUGUUUAGUUAUUUCUAAUGUUAAGAAAAUCUUCUGAUAAUAAUUAAAUUGCAGAAAAUGACUGCAUUCGUUUUGUCUCUCUUUACACUUUAGCUCAGGCAUCUGCGCAAAAAUCAUCUUCAUCUGUUCGUCAAGAGAUCCACAGAAGUGGAGAGAGAUUGACUUUACAAUGUGGCCACAAAGAUGAUGAUACUUCACAUGCUCUUUGGUACAAGCAGACAGUGGGGAAAGAACUUAAGCUCAUCUCUUCUGUCUACAAAUAUGGAACAAAUGAUAGCUUUCAUGGUGACUUCAGGAAAAAUCCUCGCUUCUCACUGGAUCAUCAAAAUGGUAAAAAUCAUUUGACGAUCUCAGAUUUGCGAAGGUCAGACUCAGCUAUUUAUUACUGCAUAAUUUGCCGUUACUGCGUGAUAGAAAUUCUGGAAACAAUCCAAGUGAGUGUAAAGAGCUCAAGUUUGAAUAUCCCAGCUGUGGUCCAACAUUCAGAGUCUGAGACCAACCAGCCUGGAGGCUCUGUGACUCUGAACUGUACAGUCCAAACUGGAAACUGUGAUGGAGAACACAGUGUUUACUGGUUCAAAAACUCUGACGAGUCUCAACCAGGACUCCUUUACACCAAUGAAGGCAGAAAUGAGCAGUGUGAGAGAGAACCAGACUCACAAACACACACCUGUGAAUACAGUUUACCAGUGAAGAACCUGAAUGUGUCUGAUGCUGGGACCUACUACUGUGCUGUUGUCUCAUGUGGACACAUACUGUUUGGAAACGGGAUCAAGCUGGACUUUAAAGGUGAGUCUCUGUACCGCUAAAGUUAUUUUAAAUGAUAAACUGUGACUUUGUUAUAAAACUAGACAUGAACAUAGGGCUUAAAGCUUCAAACUGUGGUGCAAAAUGUUAGAUUUUUCAUGAAUAUGCUGAUAUUUCCAAACUCAUUUUGGCUUAGAGUGAUACUAAUUUUCUUAAUUUCAUGUGGACGCAGAUCACUCCUGUAGUAGAAUACUGACCUCCUGUUACUCUCAUUGUGACAGUUCAUUUGUUUUAGAAAGAGUCAUAAAACAAGACAAAACUGUUCUGAUAUAAAAGUUACUCAGUAAUGUGUUUCCAUACAUAAAUAUAUCUAAACAGUCAUGUAUAGAAUAUAUUACAUACAUGCAUGUUAGCACACAUAAUCUGUCAUUGCAUGCACAUUUAUAAGACAUAUAUAUUAAAUGUUCAUAUUUGCCAAUAUUGAUAAAAUGCCAAAAAUAUCCUUUGCUCAAAGCUCUAUUUCCUGACUCUUUACCUCCAGGUGGGGUGGACUAUCCAGCCUUGGUGUAUUUUUUGAGUGGUGCGUUGAUAUUUGCAGCUAUCCUGAUAGUUUUCAUGGCUGUCUGUAUGUACAAGAUGAACAAAAGAAACAGUUUCCUAUCUCAAGGUAUGGUCAUUUAUGCUGCUUCCUUCAUCUGUGUUUUCUUAAUGUAAGCUGCAAGUUAAAGAUCUUUCUCUCUGUUUCAAAACAGAGGCUCAGGCAAUAUUUUCAGCUGCUUCUUCGAGAAAUCUGGAGGUUAGUUAUAUUUGUAUCUCCACUUUUAUUCACACAUAUAAUUCUUAAAUAUAUUUCAUCUUCUCUUAAACUGUCUUAACCCUAACCCUACAUUUUUUCCUGUUUCAUCUUGCGAAAAACACAUAGGAUCACAGAGAAGCCGAAAACCUCUUUUAUGCUGCUCUGAGUGUGAACAUGUCCAAAACAUCAAGAAGACAAAGAAACAUGGUCAAAGAGGAGUGUGUGUACUCCAGUGUAAAGCAGUAG